GCCCCACCCCCCUCCUGCAAGCCGGGUCAGUGUGGGGCUUGCUCAGCUGAGGUGUGGCUUUCCUGCAUGCCAGCUGUUAGCUGGGAGGCUGAAAAGCCUCAGUAAAGCCCCACUCUGCCUCUGGCUGGGGAGGAGCCCAUAGAAGAUGUUCCCUUUAGGUUCUGAGGAGGGUCUCCUCAUGAGCUGAAGGCACAGCGGGGCUUUGCUGAAGCUGGUCAAGUUUCUCCCCACACUUCCAGCUGAGAGGUGUCAGAACACAGUUCUGGAGAGUUCUGUUCUCCUUAUACAACACACUUCAUAUUCACGAGUAUAGGCGUUUUUAUGCAGACUCAUUCUUGAUAAGUCCAUUUUUGUACAUGUUGUCUGGUUGGAGAACUGCGACUUUUGAAGGAUAGCUGUGUUUCAGUUCAGAUUUUGUUCCAGAAAGUGCAAAUCAGGUAGCUUCACCUUAAAAUCCCAUCCAUGCUUUGUUAUUUGGCAGCCAACCACGUGAGGUACUAAAACAAAGACCUGUUUUGUUAAAGUGGAAAACUUAUAGCCACGCUUUUCUAUCAAAAUAAUAGCUGAAAUAGUUUAUAAAGUAAAUAAAGAUACAAUAGCCAAGAACUAUGGGAAGAAGAAAAAAUGAACAGGAAAUUGCUGUAAGCGAGUUGCAUCCAAGCUCUGAGUAAUGUGCACUCAGGGCUGCCCUCCGUUCCUUUGGUGUGUUACCUCAGACUUACCUGGCAAUGGCAGCAGCACCCUAAAAGGUAGCCGAGAGCUUCCAGUUUAAUUUCCCACAAUGCCCUGGAGUGUCUGACAUAGUGUCACUGCAGAGCAUUGUGAGAAAUUAUUAUGAUGGCUUACAUACCCACCUUCCCGAUGUGGAAAGCCUGGGGAAGGUGUUAGUGGUUGGCCCCAAGAAGGUACUGGAGCCCAACAACCGCUCUAGGAUGCCAGCUAUUGAGGCCAGACCUGAGCAGCACUGAUUUACUAACUACCAGAGGUCAGUUGCUUUCCGUCCAAGCACUUAGGUCUCCAAUAUUCCCCUUCACUAUAGCACCUGUCUCUUGCCUAUUGAUAUGAUUUUGAUUUCUACCUCAUUCUGCAGCUAAUCAUUUUAGGCCUCCUGAAAUAUCUUUUCACCUUAGUGUUUUGUUUUAUUGGUUUUUAAACUCACAUUUUAAAUUUUACUUGAUGAUCAAUCGAAUGUACUUCUGCACUCUACACCUGAAGGAGGGUGGGAAGGGAAAGAAAGGAAUGUUUUUCUGCACUGAUAUUCCCCCCCCUUUUUUUUUAGUGUUCAGGCAAAAGAAAUGAAGGCAAUUUAUUAAGUAGUGGGUGGACAUAGCAGACGACACAGAGAUUUCUCCAAGUAGUUCUUUAUAAGUAGCUGGAAAUGAACUGAACUGAACAGCAAACAGCUCAGCCGGCCUGCUUUUAUAGGCAGCCGGCUAUCAACACUGCAACAACAACAGCCCAGGGUUUCCCGCCUAAAUUAACUUAUGUGAAAACUAUAUGUAUGUAAACCUCGGGUUACAUACACUUCAGGUUACAUAUGCUUCAGGUGACAGACUCCGCUAACCCAGAAAUAGUGCUUCAGGUUAAGAACUUUGCUUCAGGAUGAGAACAGAAAUCGUGCUCCAGGGGCGCGGCGGCAGCAGGAGGCCCCAUUAGCUAAAGUGGGGCUUCAGGUUAAGAACGGACCUUUGGAAUGAAUUAAGUACUUAACCUGAGGUACCACUGCAUACACAAUACCCCCUGGUGGCCAGGGUGAGAACAUCAAUACAUAACACAAUCCUAGAAACUCUCAAUAGGAAUUGAAUGCUACCGUAUGAUGCCUGACUGUUCGCAAUACGUUUCAUCCAUGGAGGAAGUACAACAUAUUCUCCCUCAAAUUCUUGGUCAAACAGGGAAGGUGGCUUGUACUGUAAAACUGUUGGGAUACUGCCAGGGAGAUAAAGUCCAUCAAGGCCCCCAAGCCGUCUGCCGGACGAUCCAUCUCAGUCUCCCGUAGGCACGCAGUAUCAACAAUUAGCGACAUGAGUUUCUAGAAAAUAUCUUGCCACAUUCUAGAGCUCAUGCACGCUCUAUCAGCAGAUAAAUGCACAGCCAAAAGUUGCAGUCAGGAGAGCAUUAUUUACAAGUUUAUUCAGCGUUGAUCAGAACACAGAAAAACAUGACUGACUGCUUUAGUGUCUGCGACACCAGAGAGAAAACGAAAGCAACAGAAAACAUAAACAUCCUGUGAACAGGAAAUACGCAGACUCUGACUCACAAAGCCUGCUCCCUUUUAAGGUGGAACGGAAAUAUCCUAACAUCCUCCCCUUUCCGUGUAACCUGUAGUACCUGUGGUUCAACCCAAUUGCAACCUUUGUACAUAAACCUUAAGUUGUUCUCUGUUAACAACCUUAGACAACAGAUCAGCAGGAAUUUCAUUUCCUGGCAUGUAGGACACCUGAAUGAGUCCUUUCUGAAUACACUCUCUUGCACGAUGUAGCUUAAUCUGCAAGUACUUGGUCCUUUGCUUGCAACUCUCCGAGUUCAGCAAAGCCAAACACGAUCUAUUGUCUUGAUACACUUGUACAGGACAUUUCACAGAAACUCCGAUGUCCUUAAACAGUUGCAUCAACCAUUCACAAUCCAUGAGUGAAAAUGACAGAGCAUUGAGUUCUGCUUCACAGGAACUUAGGCUCACUGUCGUCUGCUUCUUGCACAGCCAGUCAAACAGACAGUGGUUGUACAUGUAGCAUACUCCAGAAGUGCUUGUACCAUCCGUGGUGUCACUUCCAAAACUUGCAUCUGCAAAGAUUUCAAGACCUCCAGUCUUCUGACUGGUGAACCUCAGCCUGUAGUGCAAAGUCCCUUUCAAAUAGCGGGCUAUGCGCUUCAGAGCUUUCCAAUCCUGAACAGUAGGAUUGUUGGCAUGUCUGCUAAGCAGGUUACAGCUUACAGCUAUGUCAGGUCUUGAGCAUCUAGCAAUGAAAUUCAACUUGCCUAGAAUGCAUCUGUACAGCGUUGUGUCAGAAAACGCUUCAGCAGUACUAUCUACCUGGUAACCUGUCACCAUCGGUGUGUCUGCUGGGUUUGCAUCAACCAAAUUCAACCUGGUUAAUACAUCAGCAAUUUUCUGUGUUUGGUGUACCAGAAAAUUACCUGCUUGGUCCCUCUCCACCUGCAGAGAAAGAUAGUUGGAUACCUCACCAAGAUCCUUCAUGUCAAAGUGCUCCUUCAGCUGAGCUAGGGUGCUUUGGUAGAAAGCCUGAUUCUUCCAAAACAUCAGAAGAUCAUCAACAAAACAUAAACAAUACAGUUUGUUUUGCCCCUCCUCCUUGACAAACACACAUGGAUCAGCUUUGCCCUGGUGAAAACCUAGAGAAAGCAACGUCUCAGUGAGCUUUGUGUUCCAACACCUGGCACUCUGCUUGAGACCAUAUAAGGAUUUCCGCAGUUUACAGACCAUUCCCUUCUGUAUCUGCAUCCCAUCAGGUGGAAGCAUAAACAGCUCCUCCUCCAAAAUCCCGUACAAAAAAAGCUGUAUUAAUGUCAUGAUGGGAAACAUGCAGUUUCUCCUCCGCAGCGAUCUUGAGCAUCAGCCGAAUGCUCUCAUAUUUGACGGUGGGUGAGUAGGUCUCGUGGUAAUCCUGUCCUGGUACCUGUGAAAAACCUCUGGCAACCAAUCUGGCUUUGUGUCUGACAACCUUGCCAUUCUGGUCUGUCUUGGCCUUGAAGACCCAUUUGCUGCCAACCAGUCUCAUCCCUGGGACUACCGGUACCAGUUCCCAAGUUUGGUUCCUAUUCAAGGAAUCAACUUCAGCCUUCAUGGCAUUAAGCCAAGGCUCAGCAUCUUUAGAGGUUAACUCCUGAACCUCUUUGAAGCUUGAAGGUUCCCAUACCUUCUCUGAGCUACUAAGAACAGCAGUUGCUGUCUUAGCAAACUCAUCAGCAAAUCUCUUUGGAGGUCUGCCCGUGGUCGGCUCUCUCAGAUCUGCGUACUAGACGCAAGUCUUCUGGACUCAUCUCCUCCUUCUUAGGAGAAAAGUGACCAAUGGUGAACAGUGGUUCUUCCAGUUCAUUGUCAGACGCAUCAGAUGGUCUGACUGAGGCCUUUGCGCUCUUGUAGUCUGCUGUGUCAUCACUGUCACUGACAUCAGCAGCAGCGCCGCCCACUGAACUGGAAUCCGAACUCUGAUCAUCAUCGUCAUCAUCAUCCUCAGCAGCUUCCUCAGCUUUAGCUGCUUCUUUGACAUCACCUUCAUCCUCCUCUGGGUAACUCUGGAAAAUUCCCACAUUUUCCCCCCACUUAGGAUUGUACUCAACACUCUUUGUGAACUUAAUGGACUUAGAGUUGGUCAUCCACACCCUGUAUGCACCUUUUCGUACCCCAUGAACAAACCAUGUGCCCCACGCUUCCCAAGCUUGUUGCUCUGUGGGGUGUGUACCCACAUGUCAGAACCAAAGAUUCUCAUGUGCUUGAUGUUGGGUUUCUUACCAAACAUCUUCUCAUAGGGGGUACAACCAAUAGGUGAUGACAAUCUGCAAUUAUAAGUGUAAACAUACGAGUUCAAAGACUCCCCCCAAAACUUCUCAGGGAGAUUGGCAUCAUGCAACAAUGUUUUCAGUCCUUGCAGCAACAUUUGCUUUGCUUGCUCACAAAUCUCCCAUGGAGAUCCAGGACUUGAGAGGCUAUGCUGGAUUCCCUUCUCAGUCAGGAAAGCUUCAAACUGCCGAGAAGUGAAUUCAGCCUCUCGAUUAGUAAACAAACAGCCAAUACGUUUACCGUGAACAUUCUCCAACCAAGCACAGAAUGCCUUGAACUUAGGAAACGCUUGCGAUUUCUGCUCGAGCAUAAACACAUGAAUGUACCUGGAAAAAGAAUCAAUUAGAACCAUGAAGUACCUUGCUCCACCCAAAGAGGGCGCAAGUGGACCAACCAGGUCUGCGUGCACUAGCUGGUAGGGUUUGGAAGCCUGCCUGCUAGACUCCUUGCCUUUUGGAGCAACCUUCACCUUGUUCUCUGCACAAGAUACACAUUUCAUGUGAAACUUACAGGGUUUGAUGUUCAAACCCUCAACCAUCUCUGGCAUCUUGGCCAGCGCCUGCCAAGACAUGUGACAAAAUCUUCUGUGUGCAUCAUGAAUGCAUCCUGCAUGAAGAACUUUGUUAGUUUGUGCAACACAACAAGAGUCAACAUUAGACACAACAGCACCAAUGUCAUCAUAAGUUAUACAGAACAAGCCAUCCAUAAACUUUGCAUGCAAAAUGUCCUCUUUGCCUUUUCUGAUGACACAGACGCUCCUCUUGAAGGAAAUCUCAAAACCACGCCCAGUCAACUGUGGGACACUGAGCAAAUUGUCUGCAGCACCUGGAACAUAUAGUACAUCUUUGAUGGUAGUGUGCAGACUUGCCAGUUUCACAGUCCCUUCUCCUGCGAUUCGCAACGUCUUUCCGUCAGCCAGGUGGAUCUCACCUUCUUGAGGUUUGAAGGAGAUAAAUAGGUGGCGGUCCUUUGAGAUAUGGCGGGUACAGCCUGAAUCAACAACAAACCUGGCCUUGGCCUUUGGAGCAGCUUUUGCAGCAAGCAGAACCUUGUUUUCCACCGGCGUGGGCUUUUGCAGCUUGCCCCCUGCUCCUGGCCAUCAGACAUGCCUUUCGCCUUUGGUGAGGCUGUGCCAGCAAACAAAACCUUGUUUUCCACUGGCGUGGGCUCUUGCAGCUUGCCCCCCUGCUCCUGGCCAUCAGACUUGCCUUUAGCCUUUGGUGCAGCUUUGUUUUUCUCUGGCGUGGGCUCUUCACCCUCCCUCUGCUUCUGGCCAUCUGCAGGCGUCUGCCUCUGUUUACCUUUGCCCUUCCGGCCUCUGCAAAGGCGAUGACCUUGGCUCCCAUGAGAAACAGAGCUCUCAGCUGCCGACUCCUUGGCUCCCCCUGGAGGCUGGAAUGCUGCCUGGGAUGACGUGACAGUCAGCUCCCCCUGCAGCUUGCAACCGGUGCCCUCGGCAUCCCUGCAUUCACUCGCAUUCUGGGAAACAGCCAGGACCUCCGAUGCAGUCAAACUCUGGGCUGGGAUGACUGGCAAAUGGGCUAUCUUCAAAGCAUGCCACAUCUUACGUGCAGUCAGAUUGCCAGCUAGCGUCUUUAUUUCCUCCAGAGAGACGGACAAGACGAUUACGUCAACGGCCUUCGAAUUUUCGGCCUUCCAUCUAUCUGUCAGAGGAACUGGAGGGGCUUCAGACACAGUAUGCCACACUCCAAACUGACGCAGCAAGCUCUCACACCAUUUUGCCCAGGUCUGAUAGUUGUGCCGAUCUAACUUUGGGCACUCAGCAGCCUCAGAAGCUUGGAAAAACUCCAUUCCAGGUUUCUAUUCGAGCCGUGAGUCUAAUUCACUUCAGAGAUGUCUUAUCUCGGCAGCUCAUAAAUCUUGAGGCCUUUGGCGCGGCUCCCAGAUCCAUUAAUCUGCCAGCCGGACAUCAAAGGUGCUUGCCGCGGCAAACAGAAAAGCCUUACUUUCGCUUUUCCUCCACAUACCUUUCAGCAGUCUGUCGCAGUCUUACUCUCCUGUAAGUGCUGUGAAUCUGGGCCCAUAACCUGUUGUUGGGAUACUGCCAGGGAGAUAAAGUCCAUCAAGGCCCCCAAGCCGUCUGCCGGACGAUCCAUCUCAGUCUCCCGUAGGCACGCAGUAUCAACAAUUAGCGACAUGAGUUUCUAGAAAAUAUCUUGCCACAUUCUAGAGCUCAUGCACGCUCUAUCAGCAGAUAAAUGCACAGCCAAAAGUUGCAGUCAGGAGAGCAUUAUUUACAAGUUUAUUCAGCGUUGAUCAGAACACAGAAAAACAUGACCGACUGCUUUAGUGUCUGCGACACCAGAGAGAAAACGAAAGCAACAGAAAACAUAAACAUCCUGUGAACAGGAAAUACGCAGACUCUGACUCACAAAGCCUGCUCCCUUUUAAGGUGGAACGGAAAUAUCCUAACAAAAACUGGGGAGACAGCUACACAGCUGCAAAUAUAAUGUUUUAAGUGCAUUAAACAAAUGCCAUUAGAUGGCGAUGGUGAGCGAAUGUCAAAUUCAAUAUAUAUUUUAAAACAUUUUUAAAAGCAUUUUUCACAGCAUUUUUAUAUAUGUUUCAUCAUUUUUAUUUAUGUCUAGAUUCAGUCCUACUGUAUAUCAGUUUUUGAUACAUGCAGUUAUUCAACACUUUCCCUUUUCCAAAUAUUAUCUUACAUUCUUAAGCAGCUGUGCAAUCCAUUAUUGGAUUUUAAUAAUGGGCAUUGGUUCCUAUUUAAUCCAUUAAAAAAAAACACAACAAGCCUGAAUUUUGAAUGCUGGAUAUGACAGGCUUCCUCAACCUCGGCCCUCCAGAUGUUUUGAGACUACAAUUCCCAUCAUCCCUGACCACUGGUCCUGCUAGCUAGGGAUCAUGGGAGUUGUAGGCCAAAAACAUCUGGAGGGCCAAGGUUGAGGAAGCCUGGGAGAGGAGGUUUCUUAGAAGGUGCUUGGCUAACACCUGGAGAUCAUCUGUGAUCCCUGAAUGAGGGGCUGUCUCUGGAGUAAAUAGGAAUUUGACCUUGGUUCAUGUUCUUUAAUACAGACCUACCUCUACGCCUUUGAGUGACUUGAGAAUAUCCGUAGCGCUGCCAUUAGCACCAGUGCUGAAAGUCUGCUGGUUGUACAACCCCCAGUUCAACAUUUAGCAAGGCUUGCUGCAUCAGUGCUGCACAUCAGACAAUGCAAGGUCAGUGUGGCGUUACAUUUUCAUUACCACUGAUUAAUCUCAUUCUGCCAAUGCACUUGUAGUUUUGACCAGAUCUCAGUGCAACUGGGUUAAGCAUAAAGGGGAGAGAGCUUAGACUAGUACUGGUCCCUCACAUAAGAGAAGCAUAGGAAGAGGUUGUAGCUCAAUCCCUGGGAUCCCCAGAUUGGGCUGGAAGAGACUGCUGCCCUGGAUGCUGAAGAGCUGCUGCUAGUCAGUACUGAGCUAGGUGGACCCAAUGGUCUGACUCAUUAUAAGUUAACUGCACAAGUUCAUAUUCUGUUGGUGGGGGAAAAGCUGCGGUGCAACAUUCAUUCAUGUGGGUUCCACUUUGCAGGCAAUUGCUUUGGACAAGUCACCAUGUUGUCUAUGCAAUGACUUCACAUGCUUUCCCUGCCCUGAAGCAUAAGAUGAUAAGGGCUUAAUACUAGGCAACAUAUUUCUUAGCAUUAACCACUUCUGAGAUGGGCAUAACAGAGAGAAAUGAUAAAGGAGAUAAAGGAGAAUUGUUUGUGUGAGAGUCACAGCUAGAAGCUGCUCUUAUCUAGUUUGUCUCUUGACCAAUGACCCAGUCUGUUUCUGUAGAAGAAUAACAGCGUAGCCUCUUGCAACCGAAGUUAAACAGUACUGAAAAUUUGUCAUCCUAUUGUCACAAAAACCAUUUUAGGCAAGCAGCUGCCAUUAUGCUGUGUGUAUUGGCUGACUUUAUUUCCAGUAAAAGUCAGCCAACGGCUUGUAAUUAUGCUGAAUAGUUUCCUGGAACCUUACUUCCAUAAAUGGUGCCAUAUUUUCAGCAAUAUAUCAUCAGUGUGCCUUGCUCAGAUUAUUACACUAAUAUAUCAUUAGAGCAACAGCUAACUGUAGUGAUGGAUUAGUCUAAUACAACUUUAGAGCAACAGCUCCCUCUGAUAAAUCUAGGAUGCCCACCCCAAUCUUGUGUAUAAUAAGUACUGUGCAACAUUGUAUUGCAAAGGAGUCUUCUGGGGAGAUAGCUCUCAGUCAGUCUGAGGGUUUCCCAGCCUUGUGAAGGCUGUGACAGAAUAUAAUUCUGACUUUGCGUGCAAAGGACCACUGGCUAAUAUUGACUGAAAAUGUAUUUGCAGGCCAUAAUCUAUGAAUGCAAACAAUCAAACCUGAAAUAAACAAUAAUGGGUGGUGUAGGCUAUGUACAAAGAAUCAUGGGAACUGUAGUUUACCCCUUACAGAGCUACUAUUUCUGGCAUCCUUAACAAACCACAGUUCCCAAGAUUCUUUGUGGAGGGGUGGGCUUUAAAUGUAUGGUGUGUGUGCAGCUCUAGAAUGCACUACCUAGAAACAAUUCCAUACAAUGGAGAGAGGUGUCGCUAUUUCAUUAUUAUCACAAGACCUAAUAACAUCAGGGACUCAUUCACCUGCUCAUCUUCUAAGGUAAUCAAUGCCAGCAUUGCUUCUCUGCUUUCUAUAAAGACUAAACUUUAUGCAUGGAAUGAAUAGAAACAAAUCUGAUAUCAGAAAGGGCAAUAUUAAAAAAACCGGAAGGCGAACAUUUCAGUCUCUCAUGAUAACAUUUUCUGUAGCUAUCCUGAAAGUUACCAAUCUGUAACUGAGGAAUUUAAAAGGCAGACUUCAGAGUGGAAUGCCAGAGUUAGAAAUUACAAAGUUGACUCUGGUUAUUUGGGCUUGAACAAAAACAGUGAUUUGUUUUCCCACUAUAGGCAUUAAUUUCCUUAUAGCAAUCCUAAAAUGAUUCCGUUAUUAUCACCAGUUACUGCAGUUAUAAAUAGUCACCAUGCUUCUUUUGCAAACAUGUAAGCUCUGCUUCAUGAAAUAACAGUUUAAUUGGUCUUCAAUAAUUUGUUCUGCGGCAUGUCACUGCAGGCCGCAGCUAAGGUUCGUAACUGGUAUGUCUGUGUAUGUGAGAGAGAGAGAGAGAGAGUUAUGGCAGCCUGGUUUCAAAGGGCAUGUUGCAUCCUGCUACAACACUGACAACAUAAAAAUCUGUUUAAAAAAGAGAGGGGGGAAGCUUGAGAGCAAAGUUUCUGCAGAUUAUGGGCUAGUCAUCUGAUACCAAAUCUAGCUGCUGCUAUAUGUGGGCUGAUGCACAGUGGUGGUUUGAGAUAUAGAAGCAGCAAAAAUGACAUGAUGGGUCUGUGCAAAUUACUAUACCUGUAGACUAAAUUGUCACCACCGUUCUGAGUUUCGUAACACUUCAUUAAUACUUUUCCAGCACCACAUGUUGACAUCUACUCCCUCCAAAGCAAGCUUUGGCAAGUUUAAAUUACAUCUUGUUCAGAAGGGAAAGGCAAAUUCUGUGGCUAAAGAGCCCAUUACAAUGCAACAUUGCUCUCUGUGUCCACUGGAGUGAAUUAAAACUCCAGAAUCCCACCACAACAUCAUGAAGAUCACAUCUGCAAAGCUGACCCGUGCUUUCUUAAAUUGCAUUCUGUUAUGUACUGAGUUGAAUAGGAUCCAAACUGCAGCAGUCUGAUUGGUCCUAGAACAAUAGGAUCCAAAAUGCAGCAGUCUGAUUGGUCCUAGAACAAUAGGAUUCAGAAUGCAGCAGUCUGAUUGGUCCUAGAACAAUGCAGCAGUAUGAUUGGUUGGCAGGAACCACCCAAUCCUGCUCCAGAUAGAAGUGAAUCCACAACCUGAUUGGCUUACAGUAGAAUUCCGGAAUUACCCAAUCAUGUGCAGCCCAUUGUGUAAAUAAUGUAUAUAAAGCAGAUACUGUGAGGGGACUUUCAUUCAUUCCUCCUCACCACUAUGAGCUGAAUAAAGAGCAUGAAAUCACUUUGCGACUCUGAGUAUAUUUCACAUUCUAAUAUACAGAAUGCUUCCCCCGACCCAAAUCAGGCUGAAGUUAUUUUUUAGAGACUAGGACCACUUCAUAUGUUACAUGAUGAAAAGCGGAAGAUCAAAUUUAAAGAAAUAAACAAACUUUGAAUGAAUAAAUAAACAAAUCCCAAACUAAUGACAAAAUGUGGAGCUCUAAACUUCAUAUUGGAAAGAUGAGAAACUGAAACGAACAGACUCAAACAUCUCUAGAACCCCUACAAAUGAAAGUGGUACUCAGGGAGCCUAAACUUCUGUUCUAAUAGAUGAUGUCCUUUUAUUUUUCUCCCUCUGUGUUGCCUGUUGCUGUACAGUUACGCUGGUGCUACCUGCUAGCCCUAAGCGGAUAGCUGUGAUUUCGUCAACCUAGCUUGCUUUCUGCUUGGUUCGAUGUUGUGCCCGAGGCUGCCACUUAAAUCAAAUUCUCCUUUCUUGCUGAAACGGAUGCUAACACACCCCUCCUAUUCCUUUAAAAUAACCUUAAUCCCAUAUCGUGUUCCAGAAAUUUCCCUCUACAGGCAAGGACACAAUGAGCUGCUGCUGUUUGAUGCCUUCUCAGGAGGGAAAGAGAGGCAAUACCUCUCUGACCUAAAAUGACCUCCUUCUCCUCUCCAAUCUCUUAGCUAGGGUUGGGGGGAAGAAAAAGUGCUACACUGUUCUGUUAAGAAUUGGGGCAGGGCUGGCAGCUUUGAAUUCUCUUAAAAGUGAAUCUGAUUUUACAAUUUUUCAUGCCACGUUCUUCUAAGGAGCCUCUGACCCUAACUUUGUCCUCACUGUCACCUUGCAAAGUAGGCUGGGUCAGUAGGUUGUGAUUGUCCCAAGGCCACCCAAUGAGCUUCAUGGCUGAGUGGGGAAUCAAACUCAGUCCUAGUCCCAGUUCCCAACCUCUACACUACAUUGUCUCACAUAGUAAAUAGCAAGUAUAGCUUUGUGUAUGAUACAGCUGCUAACAAACUGACACAGAACCUCUUGGUGCAUAUUGUUUUUAUGUUACAGGUAGGUAGCCGUGUUGGUCUGCCAUAGUUGAAACAAACAAACAAAAUUCCUUCCAGUAGCACCUUAGAGACAAACUAAGUUUGUUAUUGGUAUGAGCUUUCGUGUGCAUGCACACUUUAUGUGUGUGUAAUGGUUCUAGGGGUUGCUCAUGCGUAAGCCGGUGCAAACAUCUGGCUGGGUUGCCUGAGUGAACCUUUUCUGUACGGACAGCCACUCACCCGUGGCUGUCUCAAUCGCUGGCAGAAUCCGUCAGUGGGCGUUUCUUAAACUUCUUCCAGCAAAGAAGCUCUUUGACGCCUAGUCUCCUCCUACUCUCUCUGCGCGAAAGCCUUCUGCGCAAGGAGGGCGUGGGCAACGGAGGACCCCUACUCUCCCCGCUGGUCCCAGGCAAGGAGUCAUGGGACCACCUCGCCGCUUCCCCCAUCUGCCCCCCUUCUCCACUGCUGCUACGCUGAUUCUCUUCCCCAGAAGAUGGGCUGCUUCUCCUAAUCCCUGGACGCUCUCUGGAAUCCCUCUGGCUUUUGCUCUCUCCCUCCAGCACUGAUGGCAGUUCCCUGACAGUGUGCAUGUACAAUUUUACCAAUGGCGAAUCUUAAAGUGUAAUGCGUGCAAGAGAUACAUACACACACAUGUUUUAAAAUUAUUGUUGGGGUACACACACCUGAGAGCUGCAAUGGACUGCAGUGCCUUGUCAGGUUUCCACUCAGCUGUCAACCCAAGUCUGUAACCCAGUAAUGUGUGAAAUGGAAUGUGAAAAGGAGAGUAAAUUGAAAUAAGCUGGAUUCCAGCAGAACGGGCUUCAGUAGAAAGGAAUUAGAGGUCAGUUAAAGAACAAGCAAUAGUAUCGAACUGCUCUACAAUAUAAUUAGAAAGGGAAAUAAGAUACAAAUAUCCGUGAGAUACACAUCUCAGCAGCAAGCUAACCCCUCUGCAGAUUGUAAGGCAGGAUUAGUAUUGAUUCUCACAACAGGCUCUUUUUGAACACUUAUGCAACUGAUCUCCACCCCACAAAGACAAAGCAUUGAAUGGCUAAGUAAAAGUCAAGGGGUUGGAUUCAAACUUAGUCAUGCUUAGAGGAGACCCAUUGGAAUCAAUGGGAUUUACAUUAGUCAUGAUCGAAUCUGGAUCCAAUCCAAUAGGGACAAUCAAUCAUCCAAUAUGAAGUUGAUAUUUCAAAAUGCUGUUUGCUCAUUGUGUGCCCUUGUGAAUGACUAAGGGAAUAUAAUGCAAGGCUUUGGGUUUCAGUUACUUGUUGAGAAUCAGCAGAUUCUCAGUGAUGUGACUGUAAUUUUCAAGGGACAGUAUUCAUCCUUUAGUAGCACAGUCCCAUGCAUGUUCAUUCACAAGUUAGUCCACCUAUGUGUUUUGUAGGGCAUACACCCAGGCAAUAAUGUAUAUGAUUGCUUGCAAUUCUAAUCACAAUUAGUUGGGAGUCAGCCCUCUUGAACAUAGCGACAGUAAAAUUUACUUCUGAGUAACCAUGCAUACCAUUGUGAUAAUGGUAAUUUUGGGGUCUUUCAAAUAGCUUCCCAUUUCUCCCCCACUCUUAACAAUGUGACAUCUCUUUGCCAGAUGGCAUAUGCUACUUAUUUAUCUGUGUGCUAUGGUGAUAUGCUAAGGCAAUUCCAUUUCAUUUUAUACCAGUAUAAUUGAGGCUGAGCUAAGUAAUCUCAGUGUGAGAUUUCAUGAGGAUCCCCUCCCCUUUCCUUCUUCCACACUCAUAAAUUAUUUCUUAACAGUGAUUAGAAGUUUGUUUAUAUAGUGCUAUCAUUUUUGCAUAACAAUUAUUCACGUAUGAUACCUAAUAGAAAAGAAAUUGAUUGCAUAUUUGGGGAUAAAAAGGUAGAGAGUUUAUUAACGUUAUGAAUUAUGAAUCCAGCUAAUAUAGGAUAAUAUGUGUGUGAUGCAUUGUAGAAGUAUUUGUGCAAUCACUAUCCUGUUUCCCCCCUAAUAUUCUGUAGUUAUUAGAAAAUAUAGGGCUACAUAAAUCUUCUUUGGCCUUCUUCCGCAACUUCACAUUGUUUUAUAAUAACUUGCCGAGAAUCUCAAUGCAAUGACCAAAAUCCAUCAGCAAUUACAAAUUACAAUAACUAAAACAAACAUCAUACUGAGACAAUAAUCCUUCUCUUCUCACUAUGAAAGAACCUUCAGGCUAGAAGGAAGGAAAUUCAUCUAGAGCAAUAUAAAUAUCUACAAAGUCAAUUUAUUCCUGUUGAAAAUUCUAAAUGUCACUGCUUAGUGCUGUGCAAGGGAUUUCACAUCCAAAUGAUUAUUAAUAACAAUAAACUUACCUUUUUUACAGCACUUUUUUAUGGGAAGGCUUAGGAGUACAUUCAAGCGAUUGCUCCAUCAUGUCACAGAAAAUGGAUGUGAAGUAAUAUCCUCCAACGUGCACCAGGGAUGCGAGUGUGCCAGAAGACGUUGGCUUAUAUGCCACAAUAAAUAAAGAGUGCAUAGCUACCAGUGGAAGUUAAUGGGCCUGUUAUCCUGUGAUGUGUGCUAGUGAGGACAAGGUUGGGGACUUCCGGGGUGGCGCCAUCGGUAAUGGCGGACUCCCUCUGAUCUGGAGGGACCAGCUCCACGGGAAACGGGUCUUUCCCGCUACGGCGAAGCGGGGACCCUUUCAAAAAUCACAGGCGGAUGAAGCCUGUGACCAUGGGACUCGGCGGGCACCUUUAGCGCCCCCCCAACCCGCAAAGGAACCCACUAACGGGCUCCGGAGUGAAGAGGGGGAAGUGGCGCGGUGCUGAGAGUCAACUGCUUCUUCCGUGGAGCGAAGCCGCACAGCCGUUGCCGGAGAGCGCUGCCUUUUUCCUGGGACAAUUUGGCUUUUAAAACAAUUACCCGAGAGUACUUAAAUUUUGGACAAUUGGACUUCAAAUAAUGAUUUGCGAGCAGAAAGGAAAAUUGGACUAAGAAAUUUACCUCAAUUUGGCACUGAUACUGGAAGGUCUAAACAGGAAGUUAGCCUUCCGUUUCUUGUAGAUAGAUUAAAGCAAAGACAUGGCAAACUAGAGUUCAGAAAAUCGCCUGUAAAGGAUUAACUUUCAUCAUUUAAAAUUGUUGAACCCCCCUUCGGAAGCAGGAGAAGAGGGGGGAUUUUUUCCGGACUGUUUAAACCUGCAGAAGACAGUGUAACGCAAAGUAACUUUCCACCAUCUUGAUCCUGGAGCGGGGUGUCAGGACUGACGUUCUUUGGGAAGCUCAUUGACCAGAGACAAGCGUCUUUGACAGAUAGUUAAAAGAAGAGAAACAUAGUGAUUCCAUUGUUCCCCUUCGCAUUUUAAAGGAACAAAUAUUGACAAAAUAUCUGAAAAAGGAAACUUUGUUGUUAGAUCUGCCUUUAAAAGAAAAGAACAAAUAGAAGCUCUUCCCCUAGCGGGAGCCUGUGAAACUGUUACUAAUUCUGAACCGGGGAGCUUGCAGCUGCAAUAGAUUACGAUCAUGGGAAUAGACUUCUGACCUUGCAGAACAAUGUACUCAGAAGCUCUGCUGCGUGCUUUCUGUAAAACAAGUGCCCUACUGGAACAGCUACAUGAGAAGACGGACUUGAUGACUGUUGCGAUCAGAAAUUUUGGACAGGUAGUGGGAAACUAUAUAGAGCCCACCCAGGAAUCAAAUCAGGAGUGUGCUCUGACAGAACAGAUGAGGGAAGAGGAUGCUGCUGAACCUUGGGCGCCAGAGAUGGAGGGAGCUGUGGCCCAGCAGGAACAUGAGUUCUUGGAUUUGACAAAUGAACUUGGAAAAAGCCAGAUUUGGAAAGAUAAAGUUUGGUUUGGUUUGGAAAUGGGGGGUUGGAUAGACCCCCCUAUGCAGGGAUGUUUGGACUUUUCAAGUCUGGCAAUGGGCCGUGAGAUGUUUGGGGUUGUGGGGGCUCUUAAUUCUGGAGGGACUUUGAAACAUGUUUUUAAAUACCACAUGGAGUUUAGUGUGGACUAUGGAAAAGGGGCUGAUUUGUCGAGAAGGGUCAAAAACACUGUUAAGUUGGAGUUCCCACGAGUGAAAGGAGCAGGAGACAAAGUAAAGUACAGGUAUAAAUAUGAAGAAGAACUGCGGAUGGGACAUGGAAGGGACUUAAGGGCCUCGGACAUAAGAUUACCAGGUUAAUGCGCUAGAUUGAUGGGAUAGAAAGGACUGACAAAACCCGGGACCAGGAGGAAGAGACGCUGGAUGAAGAUUGGAAGAAAAAACAUUUUUUUAUUAUUAUUAGGAUUGUUUUAUAAAAUUGAUGAACGUUAGAAAAAUGUUGGAAUGAAAUUAUUUGGCUUUAGCAAAAAUGUUUAAAGAAUUAUGUAAGAAUAUUAUGGUUAGGAGAAAUUGGUAUAAAUAAGAUCUAAGUUUUAAGUUUUAAGGUCUUUUAUAGUAAGAUAAGAUUAAAAUAGAUUAAGGUAAUGUAAUGACAGAAUAUUAUGAAAUAUGGAAAGGAUUUGCUGUGACAAUUAACAACUAGGAUACAAAAAAGGGAGGAGUGAGGAGGUCAAAGAAAGAAGGCAAUGACAGUUAAGGAUUUGAGAAUAUUGGAUUUGUUUUUAAAUGUUUGUGGCAUAUUUUUGUCUUUUGAUUGUGUCGUGUUAUUUUUUGAUUUUGAUUUUUAUCAAUUUGUAUUGUUCGAUUGUGGUUUGUUUUUCUUUUGUCUUUUUCUCUCUCUUUUUCUUUUUUGUUUUUCUUUCUGUAAUUCUAAAAUUCUUAAUAAAUAUCAUUUUUUAAAAAAAGACAAUGUCGUGUCUUUGUGGCCUUCUAGUUGUGCUUUGUAUGUGGGCUAAGGUAAGGUGAUGUCAUUGAGGUGUUUCAUUGUUGCUAUGUGUGGAUUGGCUCCUUCUGCACAUGGCUAAUAUAGGAUCAUUGCUGGCAUUUCAACACCAUGAUUGGUGGGCUCUGCAGUUGUAUAGAUCAGGGGUUGGCAAGGUCUACCUUGCCUGGGUCGGUUCACUCCAGCGGAGAUCCCUCUGUGGGGUGGAUUGCGUGCGUGUGUGAGCGCGCCCCCGCAAUUUCCGGCAUCUGCGUCUGCGCAGAAGUGAUUUCCGACACCGCGGAAGCGAGUCCCCGCACUGCACUGCGCCGGUUUAGCGCAGCGCAAGGGGACUCUCUGAGCGGGUGGCUCGGUUCGGGGGCAGCACGUGGGACACUUAAACGACCCCCGUGGACCACUUGUGGCCCAUGAGCCUUAGGUUGCCUACCCCUGGUAUAGAUGCUAUGAGUCUGUCUGUUAGUGUUAUAUGUUAUCUCCUGUUUCUAGUGGCAUUGUUUUGCUGCCGACAUUUCUGCCAGGAGUACAUUGGUCGCUUGGCAUAGCAGAACCACUAGAUUAGACUGCCUAAGUUAUUGUCAGUAGCAUAAAUACUGAUUUUUAAAGGAAGUGUGUUGAAGCUUCUGUGUUGAAAUUCAGCUUUCAAAUCACAAUGCAGCUAUCUAAGUCAUGUUUUAUUAGGCAUCAUCUCUAAACAUAAUUCUAAAGAGGGUUUGCUAUAUGUUAAUUUGAAAAUAUAUAGUUUUAGUUACAAAGGAAGGAGGGAAGGUUGCCUGUAUACUGAGCUACUCUGAAAUGUUCAGUUUAUUCUGCUCUUCUUAAGGAAUGCAAAAUAAAACGUUUCAGGUCCCUAAAAACUUAUGCAAGCUAGGUCCAUAUGGUAUUUAAAUAACUAAACAGCUAACAUUCUUAAUUUUUAAAAAGGACAACUGUGCAUGCAAAGCAACUUCCUGAAAUGCUCUCCCUGCCCCCCCCCCCCCGCCGCCAUGAACAGAUUGUCUGGUGUCAUAGAGCAAUGUUUUAAUACUAUCCAACUAUGUAAUUACUAGUCACAAAUGUUAUUUGUAAAUCCAUAUCAGACAAUAUCAGCUGACACCCUCUUUCUGUCCUGGUGUCAUAUGAGAUACAGGCAAUUCAUCCAGGCUUUUAACCAUUCCAGCUAAGUUGUCCCUUAUUUGAUGACUUGAUAACUUAUAUGUGCUUGUGGCAUCUUGGGAUAGAAUUCAUAGCAGGCCGUAGUAACUCCUGGAAUGGUGGACUCAGAACUGUCCCAAUGCCUAUUUUUAUUUCAGUAAUCAAGUUUUCAUACCAAGGUAAUCUCAGUAACCUAGAAAUACUUGAUGGUGGACAGUAGUCCAUGAAAGCUUAUGCCACAACCACAAGACGUUUAUUAGUCUUUAAGGUGUCACAAAACUCUUCGUUGAUUUUCCUGCAACACUGUCCUGUCCUGUCUCCAAUCCCACUUCCCUUACAGUGACCAUUUUAUUUCUUCCAUUCAACCAUUUAUCAAAUUGUAUGGUGAAUGGAUACAUGAUGGGUCAUUGAUCAAAUGAGAGUUAAAGUGGACGAACAGUAAUUUUGAGUCAAGGAAUCCAAUAGUUUGCCAAGUGAGUGCUGAAUUGAACAAACAGUAUUAGACAGAGAAUCAAAAGAGUGAAAGUAAAGUCAGAAAUAUUUCAUUGUCUUCAUUGUGUACACCCCCAACCCUUUUGGUUUCAGGAGUCACUCAGCAAAGAGUGACAAGAAUCCAUUCAAUUUCUUCUGAAAUAUUUUUUUACUUUAUUAAACCACAUUCCCCCCCCCUCCAUGGGUUGCUAAUUACAAAAGGUCUUGGGUCCAGCUGUGAUCCACAACCGUGAUCAGAACAAACAUCAGUAAGUUUUGUUGCAUCUAUAUAUCUUCCUAGAGUGAUCUCAAACAGCCUGCAACAAGAUUACACGUGGUCACAAUCACUAAUUUUUGAAAAUAGCAUUACUUAUGCUAAGGACAGUUAUUAACACCAUCUGGUAAGCAUUUUUGUUUUAUUUAUAAUUUAUUUGUUUUACUUAGGAAUUCCUGAUUCCCAACCUGCUCCUCCUCCUCCUCCUCCUCCUCCUCCUUUUGCUUCCCACAUUGAUUUCGGAGGACUCAAUAAUACACAGUCUGAGACCCUCUGAAUUAAUCUGUUCAGAGUUGAAGAUAUUUGACAGUAGAGAUGAAGAAUGACUGUCAUAUGACAGAAAGCCCCACCCCCAGCUUUCAAUUAUCAGAAAUAAAUAAGAAAAUGAAGAAUGAACCCUUUUGUGGUUGUGGGUGGAACAACAUGAGCAUUGUUAAAUGAUCUAAAUACCACAAUGAAUUAGACAUUCUGAUUCAGGGCCUUCUGAAGUGUAAUAAACAGAUUGUUAAAAUUCACUCUGAAAUUGAUGUAUUCAGAAGAUUUUCUUGUCAGCAGGCAGCUAACGGGCAGUUCCAGACAUGUGGAACAAAAGCUUUUAAGCACUAGUGUAAUUAUUUUUCUUCUAGGUAGGAAAACAUCCUGGCUUUCUUCUUCUUCACAUGUUUUAUUUUGAUGCCAAGAGAAAUAUAAGACAAAAAAGAAGGGGUGGCUCAUGGCGAGUUUUAAAAAACUAGCUGUUGAAUAGACACCAAGUAAUUUUCUCUCCAUGGCGUGUUCUUCUGUUGAGGAACAAUAGACCUCUGCUGUUUAGCAUGGAGUCUUUUUUUAAAAAAAAAUAUUUUUCUUAUUUUGUGAUGGAAAAAAAUAAAAAACCAAAACUAUACUAUGCCUGAAAAAGAAUAUUGGGGGGGGGGGGGGUGUUUCCGCAAAACAGAAGUUUCUAGUCAUUUCAGUUUUUAAAACCCACCAGAAAAUGAAGUGAUCUUCAUUACAAAAUGACACCUCAAUCCUUGGAUUGAGGAAUAGUGUAGAAUAAGUGGGCUUGAAAAAUCAUUUGAGAAGUAAUCUAAUUAAUUAAUUAAUGUCAUAAAAUUAAGGUACUGCUUGAAUGAUAAAACACAUCAACACCCCACCUCAGAGUGGUUGGAGGGACACAUCUGAGGAGGCAGGUGAGAAGGAAAGUUCAAAGCAGAUAUUUUCUUGGACUGAGCAAUCAAAACCACAGGAAGCCAUCAUAAUUUACCUCUGGAUAAAUUAAUGCCAGGGGUAACAUCCCUAUUCCAUUUUUUUAAAAAAAUAAUAUUUAUUGUGAAUUUUAAGAUUACAAAGAAACAAAGAAAAAAAAGAAGGAAAAAACAAGUAACAUUUAAACAAUACGAAUCAAUAAAAAAAGAUCAAAAAGAGAAAAAAACAAAACACAUAAUACAUCAAAAUCAAAAAGCAAAAAUAGACAAAAAAUUUAAAAACAAAUCCAAUAUUCCCAAAUCAUUAACUGUCAUUACCUUGUUUCAUCGACCUCCUCACACCUCCCUUUUUUGUAUUCUAGUUGUUAAUUAUCUCAGCAAAUCCUUUCCAUCUUUCAUAAUAUUCUGUCAUUAAAUUACCUUAAUCUAUUUUAACCUUAUCUUACCAUAAAAGGCCCUAAAACUUAAAACUUAAAUCUUAUUUAUACCAAAUUCUCUUAACCAUGACAUAUUCUUACAUAAUUCUUUUUAACAUUUCUGCUAAAGCCAAAUAAUUUCAUUCCAACAUUUUUCUAAUACUCUUUACUUUUACAAGAUUUUCCUAAAUAAAUUGUUUAAAACUUUCUUCCAAUCUUCAUCCAACGUCUCUUUCUCCUGGUCUCGGGUUUUGUCAGUCCUUUCUAUCCCAUCCAUCUAGUCCAUCAACCUGGUAACCUUAUAUCCGAGGCCCUUGGAUCUCUUCCAUGUCCCAUCCGCAGAUCUUCUUCAUAUUUAUACCUGUGCUUUACUUUGUCUUCUGCUCCUUUCACUCGGGGAGACUCAGCUUGACAAUGUUUUUGUCCCUUCUCGACAGAUCAGCCCCUUUUCCAAAGUCAACACUGAACUCCAUGUGGUAUUUAAAAGCAUGUUUCAAAGUCCCUCCAAAGUUAAGGGCCCGCACAACUCCGAACGCCUCCCGGCCCAAAGCCAGACUUGGAAGAUCAAAACAUCCCUGCAUAGGGGGGUCUAUCCAGCCCCCCAUCUCCAAGCCAAACAGAACUCUGUCUCUCCAAAUCUGGCUUUUUCCAGGUUCAUUCGUCAAGUCCAACAACUCAUGUUCCUGCUGGGCCACAGUUCCCUCCAUCUCUGCCUCACUAGGUCCAGCAACAACCUCCUCCCUCAUCUGAUCUGUCAAAGCACACUCCUGAAUUAAUUCCUGAGUGGGUUCUAUAUAGGUACCCACUGCCUGUCCAAACUUUCCGAUCCCAACAGUCAUCAAAUCCAUCUUCUCAUGUAACUGUUCCAAUAAAGCACUUGUCUUACAGAAGGCCAACACCAGAGCCUCCGAGUACAUUCUUGCUGAAGGUCAAAGUCUGGUCCCACGAUCUUAAUCUAUUGCAGCUGCAAAGCUCCCCAGUUCGGAUUUAAUAACAGUUUCACAAGCUCCCUCUAGGGGAAAAAGCUUCUAUUUGUAUCCAUCUCUCUCUCUCUCUCUUUUUUUUAAAAAAGCAAAUCUAAGAACAAAGUUUCCUUUUUCAGAUAUUUUGUCAAUAUUUUGUUCCUUUUAGAUGCGAAGGGGAACAAUGGAAUCAAUAUGUUUCUCUUCUUUUAACUAUCUGUCAAAAACGUUUGUCUAUAGUCAAUGAACUUCCCGAAGACGUCUGUCCUGACACCCCGCUCCCAGGUUCAGGACGGUGGAGAAUUGCUUUUCUUUACUUGUCUUCUGCAAGUUUAAUCAGUCCAGAAAAAGUUCCCCCCUCUUCUCCUGCUUCCAAGGGGGGUUCAGUAAUUUUAAAUGAUGAAAAUUGAUCCUUUACAGACGAUUUUCGUAGCUCUAGCUUGCCGUGUCUUUGCUUCAAUCUAUUUACAAAAAGUGGAAGGCAGACUUCCUGUUUAGACCUUCCCGCUUCAGUGCCAAAUUAAAAGAAAUUUCUUAUUCCAAUUUUCCGUUCUACUCACGGACAGUUAUUUAAGCUCCAAUUGUCCACAGGAAAAAGUCAGCGCUCUCCGGCAACAGCAAUGCGGCUUCACUCCGUGAAAGAAGCAGUCGAUUCAAGGCACCGCACCACUCACCCCACGUCGCUCCGGAACCCCGAAAUCGGGUUUCCCACGAGUAGGGGGCGCAAAGGUGCCGGCCGAUCCCACAUCCACAGGCUUCUCCUGCCUGUGGUUUUUGAUGGGUCUCCGCCUCGCCGUGGCGGUUCAGACCCUGUUUUCCACGGAGCGGAUUCCUCCCGAUCGGAGGAAAUCCGCCAUUGCCAGAGGCGCCAACCCGGAAGUCCUAUUCCAAAUCCCAUUCAGCAGCCACUGGGAGGGGCUAAUGCAGAGGUGGAGCUAAGUGCUUCGGCACCCGGAGUGGCGCACAUGCUGUGCACUUGGGGGCAGGGCUAACUGCCCAUGGGGGUGGGGUGAGCAUCCCGGGGGGGCAGCGUGGCGAUGUCACCCCCCCCAGGGAUGACACCCAAGGCGGACCACACCCACCACACUCCCCCUUACUCUGCCAGUGGGCUAAUGUCAGCUGAGGUAGCCUUAACCUAGCAGAGGGAAAAUAAGCAGUUAAAACCGUGAGUCAGCUAAAGGACCCUUUCAAUAAUGAGAGUAGCCCAACAGGUUAUGUGCCUUCCUGCUGGUAGUGUACUUUCAGUUUUCUUACUGUUUUAUAACUGCCCAAAUUUAGCACCAGCUCUGCAGCAGGUGUUUCCUUUCAGCAUCUACCUGGGUUGUACUGUUCAAUCACUUAAUUAUUUUGCUUAAUGUACACAUUUUUGCAAAGCAAUGUCCCCUUAACAUUUGAAUGCAUUUCUAUAAGUUGUUUUCAUUAACAUACACAUUUUCAUGCACACUUUACUCUGCUAGGUGCCUUUCUUAUACUCCUUACUUGACUGGAAAACUUCAUUGCAAAAUUCAGAGAAUUCAGAGACUUUCAAAGGAUGGCUGUGUUUCUGUUCAUGCAUUAUUCUGGAAAGUGCAGAUUUGGUAGAUUCACCUUUAAACACAAACCGAAUCAAAUUUCUCCCUAAUUCCUUGUUUACAGCAGCUUUACUUCUUUGGGGAAAGAUACACAACGCCUUUCAUUGUGCAAGCUAGAUUUUCUGUUCACUCCUUUCUCUCUCUCUCUCUCUCUCUCUUCCUCCCUCCUUCCAACAAAAAGAAACCGAACUUUUGCAGCUUCCUUUUUUGGUACAAAAUCUUCACAUAAAAUCUGUAAAGAGCAAGGCAUACAGGGAAUCACACCACUUUAUUGUCCACACUAAUGCAUCUUCUUCCAUUGUCAGAAUAAUGAUGGCAAGAGAAAGAUUUGGAGAAGUAAUUGACUCACUUGUUUUCCCCUCUCCUUUCUAUAUCUAAGAUAUCAAUGGAAAGUGCUCACUCUCAAAGAGUGCUAGAGAAAAGAUUGACUUGUAAAAGCAACACAAAAGGCACCGGUUAUGUUUGAAGGUGCCUUCGAUAGCAGAUUCACAAGUGAGUCAUGUUUUGUCUUUUUGUGCUUCUCUAGGUAAUAUGGGGUGCUUUCAGACAGGGGGCUAGCAGAGCAUGAAAUAUCACAAAUGGAGCAUUGGCAUUUUUUUAACUUAUUGGAUUUCCGCUGGAAAUCCAGACUGAAUAGUGGUGGGCGCAAGGGGGAAUACAGCCUAGCAUUUGGCUAACAAUGACCUUGUAUGGAUGUGGCAAAAAAACAAACUUGCAUGGAUGAGGAGCACCAGUCCCACAGUAAGUUCCUAUCUGGAAGCAGCCAUGGAAAUGCUGAAAAAUGAACACCAGAUAUGCAUGCGGACUUCAUACAGCUUGGCACAGGGGAAUUGCAAAUUCAGCUUGCACAAAUACGGUUGCCUUUUGCAACAAACCCACUUUCCCAAAAUACUUGACUUUUUACCAUAAAUAAAGUGUUGUAGUCACAAACCAGAUACAGAGGGUGGAUAUUGUUGUUGCAAGUCUGUUAAAACUUAAAAUGGCAGAUACAGCUCUGAUACGCAUUUGAAUUCCUUAGACAAGCUUCAUUGUCUGUUGGAAUCUUCAGACAACAGGAAUAGAGUCAGAUCAAUUCUAUGGGUCCCAUUGGCUACAUCAACCACUUUCAGUGCUUUCACUGGCAUUGCACCAUUGCAGUCCAAUGCAUGCCCUGCAGCAAAUUCAUGUCAAAUCUGGCCCAUUAAGGCUCCCAAACUUGACAUGUGCUGGAGCGUUCAAGAGACUCCAUAAUCUUAUGAUACUAUUCUAUUUUUACAUGGCUGGGUUCUAUGCAUUUCUUUCAAAUGGUUGCAUGGCUGUGUCUUCUAUAAAAGUCCCACCACCUCCUGAGAACAAACCUCUCCCUUAGUGCAGUCAUAAAUACAUCUCAGUACAUUUGUGCUGCAGUUCCUUGUUACAGCUUGGCCUUUUUCUUAUGCUAAUGCAGGCCUACUAUUACUUCAAAAUGAGUAAUGCUAAUUUGGCACAUUGUGUCCUCCCCUGGAAGUUAAAAAACCCCCACAAAAAUAAUAGAAACUAAUGUUAUGCUGACCUCAGCAGCUGAAUACAUUCAUGCUAGCUCUUAUACAGAGUUGUCCAAAUAGCAUUGGUUUCCCCUGCCCCAGCAAAAGGCAUUUGAAUACAGCAUGAGCAGGUUUGCAUUUUGGAUAUAUGCCAGGAACAGGGGAGGUGGAAUGAAUCCAAAAUGCUAACGCAGAUCACAAGCAGCAGGAUCCUAUGGUGAUGUAUCAGCUCCUUUGGCAACCUGUGACAAGCAAGGAGGUCAGAGCAGUGUGACUCUUACUGCCUCAAAGCUCUCUCUCUCGCUUUAUCAUGUCUCCAGAUUGCCAGGAAGAGUGGUAACUGACAAGAAAGGAAGAAACACAAAUAGCUUGGUUACCAAGCUCCUUGACUGCUAGAAUCCUAGAGUUGGGAGGGACUGUGAGGACCAUCUACUCCAACCCCCUGCAAUGCAGGAAUAUGCAGCUGUCCCUUCUGGGGACCAAACCUGCAGCCUUGGUGUUAUCAGCACCACGCUCUAACCAACUGAGCUAUCCAGACAAGAAAGGCUUCCCCAGCCAGCUUUCCUAGCCUCAUUUAUUAAUGUAUGUGUUAACUGUUCAAAUAAGGGACGCGGGUGGCACUGUGGGUUAAACCACAGAGCCUAGGACUUGCCAAUCAGAGGGUCGGCGGUUUGAAUCCCUGUGAUGGGGGGAGCUCCCAUUGCUCGGUCCCUGCUUCUGCCAACCUAGCAGUACGAAAGCAUGUCAAAGUGCAAGUAGAUAAAUAGGUACCGCUCUGGCGGGAAGGUAAACGGCAUUUCCGUGUGCUGCUCUGGUUUCGCCAAAAGCGGCUUAGUCAUGCUGGCCACAUGACCAGCUGUCUGCGGACAAACGCCGGCUCCCUCGGCCUAUAGAGCGAGAUGAGCGCACAACCCCAGAGUUGGUCAUGACUGGACCUAAUGGUCAGGGGUCCCUUUACCUUUACCUAACUGUUCAAAAAACAAAACACACACCACCUGUACAGGUCACUCCCAGGUCAACCUGGACUAGGGACCUUCUGCAUGCACCUGACUAGUCUAGAUGGUUUUCAUUAUUAUAUAUAUUUCUUGAAGUUCUAACUGCAGUUCUGUAGGAAAUCUUACUUUCAUUUAUGCAUAUCCAAGACAGAAACAUACUGAAUGCAUGACACAAAAGGCCAGGUAAAUUCUAGUUAUUUUGCAGAGUUUAUUUAAAAGCCUGCUUUGUUUAUGCGGCAACAAAGAGUGGUGAUUGAGUCAAUAGUCAGGUUUUUUCUUCUCUUUAAGAAAUGGCUUGUGCAAUCCAGUGAAAAUCAAUCAGCUGUCAGAGUAUUUAUUCUAGAAUUCCCAGAUAUCUAUUGUAAAAUUAAUGCAGGUGCCUUGUUUGCAGAAGGCUUUGUACUGCAGUAGUUGCUGAACACUAGUGCCGCCUUCAUCUAACAGAAAUAUUCUUGCCAACAUUGAUAUUUGCUAAUUUUUAUGAAAUUAGCUGGGUUAUUUUUAAAAACAUUCUACUAGUAUUUCAGCAAGUGGAGUGUGUGUGUGUGCUGUGCCCUGUUAUCCAGCGCUGUAAUGACUGACUUUCUCUUCAAUCCUUCGUGAAUCUGCUAACAAAGCUAUAAACAUGCCAACUUAUAUAUAUUUUGCAUCGCUAACCUUGACAAGGGCUUCAUAACGCUGUGAUGAUGUAUGUAAAUAUUUUUUAAAGAGACGGCUUCAUCUUUUAUUCCAUUAAUUCGCUUAUCAAAGGGGAAUGAGAAAUGUAGGCUUAUUUACACCAGCUCAUAAAAGGAUCCCCGUUCUUUACAGCCCUCCUUAGCAGAAAUCUGCCAGAUAGAUUACAGUUAGCAACAGCCACUCUGAAAUGUGUGCAGAAUAAAAAAACAAAAACAAGAUCAGAAUGAGGGAGAGAAAAUAUGAGAAAGAGGGAAGAGGAGUCAUACUAUGCGAGGAGAGAGAUGUGAGCUGCACUUCUCUCUUUGUACUUCUGGUAUUAUAUGUGAAAGGGCACCAAUGAAAUAUUUCUCUAGCAGGAACUACUGACCACUGCAGUGGUGUAUUUGAAGAGGGAUGGAAUUUCUUAUAAUUGCUACAAGUAUGUGGCAUUACCUGAUGCAGUCAACUCAAGGCUUCAUAGAAAUAUAAAAAGCUGACACCAACAGGGGGCAGCACCUUAAUACUAUAACAGCCUCUCUGUCUGUAAUGAAGAGUUCAAUCAGGUAUUCGUGUAGCUGCCUAGCACGGCUAUGUAGUUAACUGGGUGUACAAUACGAGGGCUACUAUUGUACAUAUUAGUACUCUCCCUGCCCCUCCACAGGCACACACCCUAUUGUUCAAUCAGUGUUUCAAAAAGACUCGUGUUGGAGAGGAUAAUGCACACGUUUCUCUGCCAACCACACUUGUGAAUAACAACACUUUGGGAAGGGAUCAGCAGUUCACAGGCUUAGUUUUGAACCAGAUGUCCAUAUUACUCAUUCUGGAAAAAAACAUUUGCCUAGGCUGGUUCAGACCCUUCAACUCCGGUGCUGGAAACUUCCCUUAAACUUGUGGUGCAUCUGAAGUUUCAUUUAGGGAUGGAAAUUGAUUGUUUCUGGUGAAUGUAUUUGGAAAGAUAAUCCCCCUGAUUUCAGGAGUUACUUAUGAGAAAUGCUUAAUGGUCUAGCCACCUUGAUUGCACUGAGAUGUACUGCUGGGAUUUCUGGACCACAAACGGUCAUAGUAGGGUCAAAAUGCAUAUAGUGCAAGAGAUCUGGAAUCCCCUCUCCCAAUGCCUUGCUUAAGGCACAAAAUCAGCUGUAGGGCAGUGAAAGAGAAGGUGUUUAACCCUUUACUUCUGCACCAUUUCUCAGUUCAAAGUAGGCACUGUCCAAGACUCCAGUGGGGGGAGGGGAGGGGAGACAAGUACAGUGGUACCUCAGGUUAAGUACUUAAUUCGUUCCGGAGGUCCGUACUUAACCUGAAACUGUUCUUAACCUGAAGCACCACUUUAGCUAAUGGGGCCUCCCGCUGCUGCCGUGCUGCCGGAGCACGAUUUCUGUUCUCAUCCUGAAGCAAAGUUCUUAACCUGAAGCACUAUUUCUGGGUUAGCGGAGUCUGUAACCUGAAGCGUAUGUAACCUGAAGCUUAUGUAACCUGAGGUAUCACUGUACCAGCAUUACACAUUUUAAUUCUCCCCAGCAGGGAUAAUAGCAGCCUUUAGAUUUAGCCUGAGGAAAUGGUUUAACCUCAGAAAGGAUUGCAGACCCCCUUUCUCUAGCACUGCUUCCUCAGUCAGAUUAGGAGCCCCCCCUCCCAAUGUCCUAGUAGUAAUAUGAAUCAAAGGAAAUCUGGGAGAUUUGGUUUCUGUUCUUCUGGUUCAUGUGUAGGAUGGAAAAUGAGUAAAUCAGGAGUGAAGUACUUUUGAGCAAACAAACAAAAAUCUUGACUCAUUGCAUACCCAAAGUUCCAGCCUGGAGCAGCAAUUAUAUCACAGUUAUAAGUAUGGAUUUUACUGCCAACAUGGAACAACAAAACCCUACCGCGGUAGAUAAGAACAAAAACAUGCUAAAUGUUUGUAAGGUCAAUGAAAGAAAUGGUUUUAAUUUUCACAUGCUGUAAGGUCCAGUGUCCAAUGUUGUUUUAUGAAAAAUUAGUUUCCAAAAAGGCUCCAAGCUCGGCAAAGUGAUCUCUGGUGGGGGAAACAAUAUUUUAGUGUUUCUUAAUGAGCUGAGAGACUAUUAGAGGAUUGCUAGCAUUCCAGGUAGAACAAGAGCAAUUAAUUUAAUGUUGAACGAUAUACAGAUUUCUAUAGUGCUACAAGAGCCGCUUCCUCUGGAGUGCUUCUGAGGCACAAAGCCCGACACAGUAUUUGUGGCUUAAUGAAGGUGAUACUAUCUGUGGAGAAAAAAACUUGUUGACUCUGUUUUUCCUUAUGCAGCUACUUCCCCAGAUCCCAAGCCAGCAGCUGAGGUGCUGAAAUUUACUAGAUCACAAUGGGUACUGUGGAACUGUAGUAUUUUUUAAAAAAAUAACUUUUAAACUUCUUUUUUGCCUGCAAUCUUCCACAUUUUCCUACUUAUUCUGAUGAUAAAUUGCUCACUGGGUGACAUGCCACAAUAAUUUUAACCUUUUGUUUACAUGAGGUCUAUGAUGUCUAUUCUAGAGUAUCAGUGAGCAGACUGUGUCUCCAGUUUCCAAGAUCAGCCAAAACCCACUCUCACACAGUCCCUUGGCCUAAUGUUUUCCAGCCUAGUAUGAAAUAGCAUCCAUCCAAGUGUGGUGGGAAAGGCCCACCCAUUUGUCUCCAUGGCUGCCUUUUUGGACUUAACUGGCCAACCAAAGCCAUUAUUACGUCAACGAAAAGCAUAAUUGGACUGGUUUCCUCUUACAGAUUCUAGCCUCACAUAUACAGGAUCACAGCUCUGGAACAAACCCAUGGCCAUCAUCCAGACUGACCUCCCCAAACCCACAACACUAUUUUAUAAUUUUACUGUAAGCCACUGUAAGAAGAACUCUGCUUUGUUGGAUCAGGCCAAAGGUCCAGCUAAACGAGCACUGAAGCAGAUGCCUUUGGGAACUCCAAAAGUAGGACCUUUGUGGGGUCAGCAACAGCACUUGGGGCACUCUGGGGCAGACUGCCUCUAACUGUGGAAAUAGUAUGUAGCUAUCAUGACUAGUAGCCAGUUGUGCUUUUAUCUUGUAUUUUUAUCUUGUGAACAGUUCUGAGAUCUUUGGAUGAAGGGAGGUAUAUUAAUUUAAUUAAUAUUAACAAUCAUAAUUAUUUAUAACCUUAUCCUCCACAAAUUUGUCUAAAUCCCAUAUAUGUAAAGCCAAUCAAAUUGGUGACCAUAAACUACCUCUUGUGACAAUGUACUCCAUAGUUCAGCUAAUAAACACCUUACGGCCUUAUGGUGGCCAAACUGGACUGUGGGGGGCGGGAGAGAAAGAGAAGAGAAAAGAAACAAAGCUAUUUUAAUCUCAGAAUGCAUGGCUCCUCAACCUGUUUUGUAAUUCUAAUUAAGGAAACAAAUGACUUGUUAACGUGCCAACAACCUCAACAGGUAGAGGGGCCUGGAGAAUCUGCAUACUGCUCUCCUACCCUGCAAUCCCCCAAUUGAGAAGCCUCUCCCAUGCAUUGAUCUGUCUUUGGCCUGGUUUGCGCAUCACAGGAAGCCUGAGUAUCACCCACCAUGACUGUGCAAAAAUGCUGACUCAUGGAAGGAAGAUCGCAACCACUUUGCUCCUCUCUGGGCUUUCUAAGGCAGCACGACACACCAACUAAGACCAGUUUUUUUUUUACUUCGUGCGUUAUUCAAAUCUAGGGCCAGGCUUAAGUUUUCCACACUACUACAGGCAACAGGUGAACAACCACACUUUUCUCUCCUAUGUAUAUAGAAGCAUAUAACUGGCUGGUCUACAACCUUUCUUCCUCACAUGCUAAUUUUGAUGUGCAGGGUUUUUCUUUUUCUACAGGGCAAAGUUUGUGGUAUGUCCUUCCUGCAUCCUGAAGUGGUGCAGUCCACUCUUCCAGCUCCUCAUUCUACUGCAAGUGUAGACCACAUAUUGGAGUUCUGCAACUGGCAGAGGCAAGGGGGCUCAGAUUCUUUCAUUAGGAGAGCAACAAAGCUGCUAAGUGGACCUCUUAGAACUUAGCAUUGUGUCCUUGAUCAGAUGUACGUGAAAGAAGAGAGAUCUUCAUAGCCCUAGUCUCCACUGACUUCUGUCCUUAUUAUCAAUCAGCUCCACAGCACUUUUGUUGUGAAAAGCAGCACUUCAUCAUUCAUAUAGCAUUAAUUCUUGUGCGGGGGGGACGACCCUCCUUCUAUGAUUAUGGGUUGCUUUUGCAGAUUUGGAGCAGUUACAGCCUCUUGUCUGGGCCAUGAUAGAACCAGUUUCAUUUCUAGUGUCCUUGUUAAGGCCUCUGUAAUCUACAGAAGAAUGACAAGAAUGACUUGAGUGAAGCCUCUGAGACAGGAAAAUAUCUGUUAAGCGGAGAACGUUUAUCUACUUUGCCUUUUCUCCCCUACUUGUAGAAUUGUGGAAGAUCUCACUGCAUAGCAAAGCUGACUAGAAAAGACACAGGGGAAAGGAAAGUUCAUCUGAAUUUAUCAGUGACCGGGUUUCACACCUGCCUGAUAUAAUCUUUCCUCAGGGAUGCCUUGCCAAGGCUGAUCUCACGCAUUUCAGCUAGAGCUGCUCAGAAUGGUGCGCUAACAUUCGUUCUGUGUGUGCUACCAGUACUCCUUCUCUGAAGCAAGUAAACACCGAUUAUCCUUUUUGAAGUGGUGGUGGGGGUAUCUAUUAUAUAAGUUUAAUGCAGCAUCUCUUUCCCAGAAUACAUCUUGGUAUAGAAGAAAGCAUUUUCCUUUAACAUAUAGAACUGCGCUCUCUCUUUCUCUCUCUCUCUGUAAAUCUGCUCAGUGGACUAUAUUGAAAAUGUGAUAGGCAGGAAAAUAAACUAAAAGCUAGAGGCAGCACUGAGUGGCCAUUUAAGCAAUAUGAAAGAUUAAAAGUACCUAUGAGAAAAGAAAACUUCAGCAUAACUAAAGUAAAUGGAGUCAGUGCCAGUUUGCUUCACUGCAGCCUGUCUCUUGAGCUUUGUCUACCACCAGAAUUUCCUAGCUAAGGAAACUGGCUAUACAGUUCCACCCUACAAAUAAAGAGGAGCUGGAGGGGGAAGGGGUGUUGAGAGCUCAGAAAGAAGCACAUCUGGAAGACCACAAUUUGAGUAAAAGUAGAAUGCAUAAGUUAAAAGAGUCUCCCACACUUUCAUCUGCCGCCCAUGCAUUCUCCACUUUUUCUCAAAUUUGGCAGUCUCAAUCUGAAUCAGGUUUGAGGGGAGCUUGCCCAUCUCUAUUUCAAAUUGCUCCGGAUAAUUUAUUAAUGAUUUCAGUAGCACAAGUCCCAAAGCCGAUCCUUGCAGGGCACUUAUUCCUCCCUCCCUCCAAUGUGAAAACUCUUCUUUUAUUUCUACUUCAAUUUCCUGUUCUUUAACCAGUUACUGAUCCAUAAAAGGCCUGUCCUCUUCUACCAUCAUGACUCAGGACUCUUUAGCGAGGAACACUGUUGAAAGCUUUUUGGAAGCCGAAGCCCAACAAGUCUACCAGAUCAGCCCAGUCUUCUAAAAGCCAAGCUGCUUCUUUCUUAGCAAGGCUUGUUCUUCCACCCUUCAGUUGUUGGCAUCCAUCUGCCUUUUGAAACAAUGGAGGAAUGGACCUUUGGGGGUGAAGUUAAACUGUUGGAAGGUUGCAGUGCCUGCUGUUGCUGCAUCUGAAAUAAUUUCAGAUUUAAUCAUGUUUCCACUAGUUUAAUGGAACAGAUGCUAGAUAGUCUGUUAUUUCCUUCAUUCCUCCCUCAUCUCUUUCUUAAUUAUCUUAUACUGAGUACCUACCGGUUCUCCAGUAGAGAGUCUGAUUUUAGUGACAAGCUUCAUAUUUUUGUUAGACGAUCAACAAUAUCACACUUACGUUCUUUAGGCACUCUUAGACAUCAAAUAUUGCAGUCUUUUUAAAACAUGAAGCUGCUAAGUUCUUGUCACAUUGCUCUGUGUCAGUUGUCUUUCUGAUUAAUUAGCUUAAUUAUCCACACUAAGUGGCUUUGCUUCCGCAGGAUCAGAUAGGAACAGUGUACAUGAUCAGUUACAUAUGGCCUCUGGAGUGGGAUCAGCAACCUUAGCGGACACUGCUCUGAAAUGUGUUGAUAUUUCAGAACUAAUCUGUUAGGGUUUUAAAGAUGAUUAAUUAAACCGUACAUAUAAUGCCGAUAUUUUGAUAACUUCUGUCAUUGUUUUAAAUCCAAUCACUUGAAUUGCUGAUCUCACAAACAGCUCUACAGGCGUGAAAUCCAACAAUUUCUUAAGGUCCAAAGCUUUUCUUUAGGUUUCCAGACUACUUAGGCUGUAUCCCUAAACUCACCUAGGGAAAAGGACAACUGAAUUUAAACAGGGCUUCUGAGUAGACGGGGUUGGGAUUGAGGUGUAAUGCACUGCAACAGACACAGUGCCUAUAUGUGAUGGAGCCUGCAAUAUUAUGCUCAUUUUGUUGUAUGUAAGUUCAUUGAACGCAGUGGGUAAGGCUGCAGCAAUAUCUAUGAAGGAAGUUUCUUCCUGUGAAUUCUUUCCUACAACAGAUUGACUGGUCUUAUAUAGGCAGUAUCACUCAUAUGUGAGAAGGACCCUUCACAUUGAAGUAUGCAGAUUCUUUCUUUCACAGUUUUUCUGUCUGUCUCAUUUACCCCAUGACACUUUGGCUGAGGAAUUCCAAUAGAUGAUGUGAUUCCUGAGAUAUAGAUGAACUUCACAUUCCAGUCCUAACAAGACCUAAGCUCAGAAGCUGUCGGUUUGCCCAGUCCUUUAAUCUUCCUUUCACAUCCUAGAGCUGUCCCAGAACAUUUCAGCACAAAGUAAGUUGAUCCGAAACCCAGAACAUUAUGUCCCCCCCCUCUAAACUCAAGCUAGGGGUGGGGAACUUGGCCCACCAGGGAUUUUAAUUUGGCCCAUGAGGCUGUUUUCCUCAACCAGGCACACCUGCUCAUAUGUGAUGUCACGUGUGGGACAGGUAAACUGUUCACUGGCAAGGGAAAGUCUUCUUUGGUUCUACCACCCUUCAGCUGCAGAAGCAUCUAAAUGUUGUGGAUUCUUCCAGAAAUCAUUGUGAACAGAACCCAUUUACCUGUCAGGAAUUUACCAGCCAGUUAGACUCAUCACUAGUUUAUACUAAUUCUAAAGGUAAAGGUAAAGGUAAAGGUACCCCUGACCGUUAGGUCCAGUGGCGGAUGACUCUGGGGUUGCACGCUCAUUUCGUUCUAUAAGCCGAGGGAGCCAGCGUUUGUCCACAGACAGCUUCUGGGUCAUGUGGCCAGCAUGACUAAGCCACAUCUGGCAAACCAGAGCAGCGCACGGAAACGCCGUUUACCUUCCCACCAGAGCAGUACCUAUUUAUCUAUUUGCACUUUGACGUGCUUUCGAACUGCUAAGUGGGCAGGAGCUGGGACUGAAAAAAUGGGAGCUCACCCCGUCACAGGGAUUCAAAUCACCAGCCUUCUGAUCAGCAAGCCCUAGGCUCUGGUUUAGACCACAGUGCCACCCACGUCACUAUACUAAACCUAGACCAGGCAAAUAUGUCCUGCACUGGCUUUGCUUUUGGCUGUUUUGGAAGCUGUUAUGAACACAGAGCAUAGGAUGUUGCUUCAUACUCAAGUCAGAUCACUGGUCCGACAAGCUCAGUAUUGUCUACACUGACUAGUGACAGAUUUUAACAGGGAUCUAUUCCCAGCCCUACCUGAAGACACCGGGGAUUGAACCUGGGACCGUCUGCUUGCAAGGCAGAUGCUUUGCCACUGAGCUACAGCUCUUCUCCAGCUAUGGCCCUUUCGAACAUAUUAUGUCUCCCCCACAAACUUCCAACAAGGAGUGGGGAGCACUUCCAGGCAGGUGACUUUAGGUUCCACUGGCCUCAUCGCAAGACAGUUUUAAAAAAUGGAUUUAACAUACAAAAGCACAGUCUUAAGUGGCUGUGCUACAUUCCCGAUUCACUCUCGCAGUUAAUUAUUUACAUCUUUUGAGGCUGCUCUGCUAUUCCAGGGGCCAGAAGUUGUGGCACAGAGGAGGAGGUGGGAACCAUUAGCUGCAUGGUGUAUGCAGCCUUGUGUUGCAAAGAGACUGGCCAAAACGUUUAAUUGAUUUUCUCUCUGCAUGCUUGGGUUCAGAAAACCUGAUAAAUGACAAAUACAAAUGUUUAUCACAAUGUGCCAGGUAUUCACAAAGUAAAUUCAGACCCCCCUAAAGAAGGGAAAAAUAUUUCUCACAGCCAAGUAGCCAUUCAUAAAAUGUAACUUUGCUGAAACAAGGAAGACUCUUGUGGCACCUCAAAGCCUAACACAAUUAUUAUAGGAGUAGCUUUUAUGUAUCUGAUGAAGUGAGUUCUAAUCCACGCAAGUUUAUGCCGUAAUAAAUGUGUCAGCCUUUAAAGUGCCAGAAGACACAUUUGUUUUUGUUGCAAGGGACCAACACAGCAGCUUCUCUCGAAUUUUGUUUUGCUCAUUUCCAUGUGAAUUUCCAGUCAAAGCCAUUUAUUAACCAGCUGGUGGCAGUGUUUUCUUUAGGAAAAGUUUUUUUUAUAUAGAAUAUUGCCUUCAUUCCUCUCAUAACAGCUUCUGAACAUUUUAAAGUGAAAGGAUCUCUCCGUUCUUUUAUUCCUCCUCCCUAAAAUUCCAGGCAAAUUCCUACAAGGAGCAAAAGCUUCUCUCCCUCCCGCCCCCAUUUGUAAGACUGCCACUGUUUUGAAGAGUUAUAUAAUACCGGGAAAGAGAACGGAGAAAAGAGGCUAUUUCUUCCAAGCUGGGGUGUCCUUGUUUUCCGUUGUUUGUUCUGACAGGAUGCUGCCUGAUUGGAAGGAUUCUUAGUCUGCCUGUGUAAGCUAAUUUAGAUUUGGAAGAGAGACGUUAAAAGCAAUAUAAAAGCAUGACAGAUUUAAUACGGUUUUCCAGCCACUACUGUGCACUGAGUUUUAAGGGGGGUUUGCUGUUUUGGGGGGUAGGAAGCACUGGAACACUUACUUCUCAUUCCCACACAUUCACAAUGGUUUCCAUUACCUACCUAACUCACAUAAUGAGGAUAAAAUGAAAGGCAACGGCAGAGAGAGAGAAAGGGGAGGGGAGGGGAUGCUUUAUUUAUGGUAUCGAAUAAGGAAGAAUGACAGUUCUAGGCAUUCAUCACAAAUUAUUAAAAGAGCCAAUCCAAAAUACAUUAAUAAAACUGUCUCACAAUGUAAUCCUCACUCAUUCCUGAACAACAACACAUGAACCUCCUGCUAGGCUGCAGAAGAAAGAACCCUGAAAAACAUUUUGAUCUCUUUAUUGGAGACCAUCCUACACUUGCUACGAAGCAACAAACGCAUAGCCAUACCAUCUGCAUCCUCUUCUUCUGGGAAUCUUUUGCUUAGAUGUAGGAUUCUGCUUUGAUGCCCAUUAUUGCCGACUAUACUUGCCCUGGCUCAUCAUCACAGAAAUGUCACCACAGCUGAAGAGGACAAUGAAGUGCUUGGACUACAUUAGCCUAGUCCUGCUUGAAAUGCCCAGAUGGGUUCCUCUAACAAAAAUGUUCUAUAGCAGCCUUAUCCAACCAGACUACAACUCCCACCAUCCCUGACCACUGGGGUUGAUAGGUCACAAUCCAAAAUAUCUGGAGAGCACCAGGUUGGGAAACACUGAUUUAUCGGUUCCCUUCUUUCCCCAGCAAGGACUAAUAAUUUGUCUAGGUCUUGGCUUCACCUCUUUUCAACCAGUGUCAGAUACCAUGCUGCAAAAGCACCUGUGAGUUUGGGCACAAUUUAUGGAACUUACCUGGUAAUUGCUUGCUUGCAACACCUUUCUUUCUACCUUCCCUUCUGUCUUGUUGCUGCUUUGAUUGUAAGCCUUCAGGAAAGGUCUUUUCUAUUCUCUCUCACGCAUGAAGUAAAUUAGUAGUACCUUUUGUACAGUCACUGAUAUUAUACAGACAUCAGUGCUACUCAUACACAUUCAUCUCCGCUGUUUGAAAAUGAACCAUAUAUUGGAUAAAAGGAAUCUUCAACCCCACCUAAGAGCAGAAAACUCAGGUCCAUGUCCUUCAGAUGUGGGGUGUGGACAGGGUCAGCCCAAGACAUUUUGCUGCCUGAAGCAAAGGGCAAAUGGUACCUUUCCAUUUCAUGCACAGAAACCAUGCACAGGUUGACAGUUAAAUGUUACUUCAACACUGAUGAAGGAACAGUGGGGAGAGAAACACAGCUGAGUCCUAGCCCUUAUCACUGCUCCCUGCCUCACAGCAACUACCUAAUGGCAGGGCUGGCCUUUAGCCAGGACACUAUUAACAACUAUGUCACCUGGUUCACAUUCCGCAUCUUGUUUGUGCAAAACUACUCCACCUGAGCUACAUUGAGGACAAAUAGCCUUUUUUGUCCAUAGAUGUGUGAACUGGUCGUCUCCACUUCAGUGCUAUAUUAAUGACAUCUCUCCAAAACCAUUUGAUUCUUCAGUCCACUGAUGAGCAGUACAGAAGCCUGAUGAGAAACCGAUCUGAUUUUCUGUCUUUCUGUGCAGAAGAUGCACCACAAGAUUUGGUGAUAGCCAUUAACUUUGAUGCCUUCAAUGAGAAGAAGAGACACAUUUAUGCAACAUAAAUCUGUCAACAGCUAUUAGCCACCAGUGCAGUUUCCAUGUUUAGGGAACAUAAGACCAGGUCAAGCUACUUACCCAUGUAGACCAGCACUGCCAGUCCUGACUGGCAGCAGCUGUCUGGCGUCACCAGCAAAAGUUUGUCCCAUGCUUUUUUAAUUGAUAGUUUUAAAACUGUAGAGACCGAGGACUGAACCUGGAACCUUCUACAUGCAAAGCAUGUGCACUAUCUUUGGCCCCUCCCUUAUGUGGCAGUGUACCAGUCGUUGGGGCCAAACACAGUAAAGUUCUUGCCUUCAUGCCCUGCUUGUAAGUUUACUAGAAGGAUCUGACUGGUCACCACUGAAAACAAUACUAGACCAGAUGCCAGGGCCGGCCCACCCAUGAGACAAGAUGAGGAGACAGCUUCAGGCGACAGGCUCCACAGGGACAGCAGAUCCCAAUGUCAAUCUUUCUUCCUCCCUCGUUCAUGACGUAGAUCUUCACUCACCCCUUCUUCCAUGGUAGGGAGUGAGAGUGCCGUUGUUUGAAUUGCUUCAGGUGCCAAAAUGUCUUGGGCCAGCCCUGCUAGAUGGACAUUAGAUCUGAUCUAAAUUGGCAGGGAUAUUUACAUGCUCUUUAAGAAGUCAUUCUCAGUAUCUGCUUUCUUAUUUUAUUUAUUUAUUGUUACAUUUAGAUUCCACCUUAUUCUCUAGGGAGUUCAAGGAGCUCUACAUGGAUCUCCCUCUCCCACUUAAUUCUCAAAACAACCCAGUGAGGUAGGCUAAGCUAAGAGACAGUGAGUGGCCCGUGGUCAGCCAGUGAGAUUCACAAAUGAGCAAGGAUUUGAACCCUAGUUUCCAAGGUCCUAAUCCAACACUCUAACCACUACACCACACUGGUUCAAGUUACUGAUCUCUUCAGAGCAUCCUAUUUUCCUCAUGGUAUUCUUGUACUCUGCCCUGUCACUCUCUUUUUAGAGUAUGACGGACAACCCUCUUGUUCACUUCUAUUCGCAUGCUUUGUUUUCUCUGCACAUGUAAAUUGGAAGCUUUGUCUUUCACGGUGGUGCAACUCCCACUACAAUUUAUUGUUGUCCUCUGUCAGAUUAUUAGACACCCUGAAGAAAAUUAUUGCUCGGUACAAAAUCAGUGCAUUUUCUGGGCAUGUUUUGCAACAGUUUCUGAACAUGAUAAUUAUGCAUUCAGAACCCCCCUAUCACUCGCUUCAUGGACUCAGCGUGUUCAGUUUCUGCUGCUUGGAAAGAUCUGGAUACAAUCCUGCCAACUUGUUCCUGCUGGACCUUUCUCUGACUCAGCCCAGGGAAAACCUAGUUACUGAGUAGACACCAUAAUUACGAAGAGAUUCUUUCCUUCCCUUCAAGUUCCACUUACUGAAGAAUACUUACUUGGAGGUCAGAAACAGGUUAAUAAUUCUGGCUUGCUGCUGACCUCCUUCUUCCUGUGGAAAUGCAUCCACUGGAUUCAAGAGUAUUUCAUCCGGCAAUGACCUUGAAACAGCAGCACAUGCAAUUAUCAUGCCAUGAAGCUUGAUUACUGUAAUUCCCCUUUAGCACUGCCUUUUCGUCUAAUGCAGUUUGUUCAAACUGCUGCAGUAGUAUCAGCUGCUGCUACCGCCACAAAAUUUUGUGUUCAGGCUUAAGCUGACACUAUCAUCUUGAUCCUGCUCAGCAGGAUGCCCAUAUCAUAAAACCCCAGGUCUUGUUGUGUGAGGAAGCCAUGAAUAGUGAGGGGAGGGAUAUGAGAAAAAAAUUGACUGGGCAAUGUGGGAAUGUCCUGAAUGAGCAGAGCCCCACAUUAUCAGUCUGUUGAAUGGCUAUUGGUGCUGUUUAUUCCACUCCAUGUUUUAUCCUUCUACACUAGUUUCCAAAGCCUCAUUUGACUGUGUUGAAAUGAUUACAAUUAGGACCAGCAAUAAAAUGUCACAGUGUGGAUUGCUUCAGCCAAAGUGCCAUUUCCAGGAAAAACUUUCCUGCAAAUGGAAAACUCUCUUCCAUUCGCCCUCCUGAAUUCUGCUAUUUCUACCUAGUUCUCAGUAGGCUGUUUUAGGGACCCUUGUUUCUUAGUGUCCCCCCUAAAUAUUUUUUGCACCUCUACAAAUCUAGGAGUUCAUACCAGCUUUCUUAUGCAUGGAUGCUUAAAAAAUCAACGUUUGGAGAACAAAUGUAGGUUUUUAGAAUGCAGUCUUAUUUUUGAUUACUGUACUUCCAAACAGAAAUGAAUAAUCCAAGGGCUAAGACAGUUGGGACACACGGUUCGAGUAAAUCAAUGUAAUGUUAUUUGAAAGAUGUUAUGCAGGUAUAUAUCCUACAAAUGUUUCCUAGACCAUUUUUUCCUGAAGAACACAAAGGGUUAUUUAAAGAUUCCGACAUAAAAUGUGGUGAAUUAAUACAGUGUGGAUCUUUUGUUCCAUUGCAGAAUAUUAAACUAGACUUGUCUCUAAAGGUGAGCAGCCUGUGUUUAGCUGUGUGAUGAUUUUUCCAAAAACCUAAACUUAAAGAAGAAAAAGAAAAAAAGAAUCUAGGGAGAGAGGGGGGGAAAUGAAUUCCAAAACAGAAAGCAGAAAGCUGCCCUGAAAUAUCUGCAGGUAAAAAAAAAAAGUGUUCCUGAGUCAGAGACUGUCUCAUAGCUAUAAAAGACAUAAACCAUCUAUAAUCCCAUUCCAACAUUCAAAGGAGUAAUAUUCAUAUAUCAAGGUGCUGAGGUGCUUUUAGCAUUCUACUUUUUUUUUUCUUUUUAAGGAAGGCAUUCAUCUUUAUGACAAAAAUAAUUGUGCAAUACUAAACCGCAGUGACUUCAGCCUUCCUCAGAAAAAAAUGCACAAAAAUUUAAAGAACUAUGGCCUUAUUCCAGAAAAUUAAGGAAGUGCAAAAAAUUAUAUAUCUUUAGGUCAGCAUGUGAGGAACAGAAACCAUGCACUACUAACCAGCCUCUCUCAUGUCUGAAGCUUUCACACAUCCUCUGUAUCCCACCCCCACCCCCCGGGUAUGAACAUCUUCAUAAAUAGUGGCACAGCCUAAACUACCUCCCUACACUGAGCAGAGGCAUUGUACGAAACCAUGGUGAUCAGCAGCUCAAUUGUGUCUAGAUUGGCAUAACAAAGAUUGUCUAGGCGGUGGCUAGGCUGGCAUAACUCGCAGUGAGAUUCUGGUCUUCUGUGCCAGACUCUCAUGCUAUACAGAGUGAUGGGUGGGGGACAAUUUGAAACAGAUUAACAAACUGAAGUUGAGUCCCAAGGUAGAUGCCAAUAAACAUCUGCAGAGACAGAUGGUUCGAAGGAAACAAGUGAAAAUACAUGCUAAGUACUGAACAGUUGGGCCAGAAACUGCCACACUUGGCGAGGCUGAAUAGUACCUUUAAAAUAUUCUCACUGGUGUCUUUGGGACAGAUUAAUAGCGUUGCAGCAAACGCAGAGGAACUAUAAUUCUGCAGUCCAAGAGGUGUGGUUUAUUUGAACAUCUCUCUACAUACUAAAGUUCAUUCACUUCCUAGGUCAGUAUAUCAGUGAAAUUAAUAGUUCCUCCGCAGUAUCUUAUCAUGUCAAGUGAGGCAGCUCAGCCCAUCAUAAAAGUCAACAAAUGCAGCAGACUUUCCAUAUCUUUGAAUGCAGAAGCGUGCUCUUUUCUGAAAUUGUUCUCGCAACGGAGGCAAGGAUGAAAACCAAGGGAUAUUGUAGGCAAUAAUGUUCAAGUAAGGCGGGGGCGGGGUGGGGGGAAGAACCUUCUGAAUUCCUCCUCCCGUAUGGAGUUUAAUCCCAUAAGACCAUUGUCCAUUGAUCGGUACUGUGCGCCGGAAAGCAAUACAGUAUUUGAAGGCUGCUCUCUGAGGAAAAGAGAUAGCAACCUGCACUGUGUUAUACACUUGAUUUCAUUCUGACAUCCUAGUGAAGAUAAAUGUAGUUCAUUUCCCAAGUAAAGUAUAUAAAUAACACCUUAAUUACUGAUCAUAGGGAGUGAUUUGCAGGGGCUGGAAUGCCCAAACAUCUCAACUGCUACAAUACAUUGUAAGGGAAGAGAAGGGAGCAAUCUAUUCUUAAGUGAAGCUGAGCCAUACUCAACCUGCAGUAAGCCUCCGCUUUCCAUGCCCCUCUCUGCUUGGCUUUGAAUAAUGCAUUGUACGAUGAUCUGACAAUAGUGCAUCACUCAGCAUCCUAAUGCAAUAGCAGCUAUUUUGCAGCACUUGUGGUUGGUGUUUGGGCUUUUUAAAAGGAAACUUGAAAGAAAAUACAAACACAUACUGUAUGAGAUACAUGAGAAAACACACACACACAGUAAUAAAUCAUUGAAAGGAUGAGUUCGGUUCAUGUUUGUAUUUAAGGAAGUAGCUGAAUCAUAUAUUACAAGGCAUAGGCAUUCUGGCAUCAGAGUGGGUAUGAAUAAACCAUACAAUCAAAAGUAAAGAUUCUCUAAUUAUUAUUUUUUAAACCCACAACCUCCAUCUUAUACUGUACCAAAUAAAGGAAGUCACAAACCACCUUCCCAAUUCCUUCAAACUCAGUAUCUUCCAUGGUACACACACACACACAAACACACACACACACACACACACACACACACCCCUUUCAUGUUUCAGACAACAUCUUUUGUUUUCCAGGAACACCUGUAUUUAUCAUUCAGUUAACACCAACAAAAACCCUUUCAGUUUAACAUGUUAUGUUAACAGCUUUCCAUGUUCAUUCAAGCUCCAAAAUGACAGGAAAUUACAGUACUUAAAGACCAUGCACUUAAAAGACAAGUUGUUUAGGCCAUGUGGAUAUAGUACGGUACCCUAUCCUGUGAUCAGUUUCAGCUUCCCCACUACUUUAGAGCAGGAUAGUUGUUAGUGGCAAAAGUGACGGACCAAAGUCCCCGAUUUCUCUGUUUGCUGGAAGAGACUUAUAGAGUACAAGCAACUGUCUGAAACUAUCUUACAACUGCAGAACCUCAUUCCAUUACAAGUACCCAACUGGCAACCAAUACCACCCACUAAGCCACAGCAUUUUAUUCUAGAAUCAAUGCAAGCUGAGUACUUGUAUUUCUACAUAGUCUGCCCCAAAGCUAGAUCUAUUGCACAUUCCUUGCCCCUGAAAAGUGCUUAUUGACAAACUGGUUGCGUUUCAAAAACCAAAGCGCAUUCCACAGAGUGAUUCCACUUUAACCCUCAGUGUGUCCAUUGGAAAACAGAUGUAGGAUGUUCCAGCAAUGCAGGGAGCAAUCCAUACAUGCCCAUACAUUGUGGAUGAAUGUAUACCAAGAUUACAAUCGCCAUUUCCUUCCUCAUUCCCCUGCAGGGAGGAAAAAGCAUGGAUCAAGUGACCAGAGCCACCCUUGUGGAUGGCAGGAUAUAGGACUCAAUUUAGAUUGAAAGCAGCAUGUUGAGGGCAAGCAUGAAUGAUUCUGGUCUGCACUUUAGUACAAAUGAUUUAGUAGGUACACAACUAUAUAAUGGUAGUUUGGGGCCAAUAAUGGCAGGAGGCAAUUCAGCCAACUCACCCUUAGCAUGGAAUCACAAAUUACUGUAGGCUAUAAAAGCUAAGCACAAUAAAUGCUUGUCAAAUCCACUGAUGCUUUGUUUGGAGGUGGGGAGGGAAAUUAAUAUUGAGUAUACAGUAGUUUAGAACUGACUUUCUAACCUUCCUGUUAAUUUUACCUCAAUUACUUUAAUGGGGCGUGGGGGUAGGUGCUGGUCUCCAGUACUAAUGCCUGAACUUGUUACUAUCCCCUGACUGUUAGCCUCCACCUGUUCCAUAUCCCUCAUAACUACACACUGGGCACCAUGCUGCAGCGGGCGCCACAACAAUACUGUAGAAUGGAGCAUGAGAGGCGCCAAGUGCAAAUUUUAGUGUCGCUCAGGGCGCUAAUGGAAUUUGAGAGCCCAAAGCCAUCCUCUGACGGUUUUGCACCAAAGCAAAGUUGCUGCUUUACCAUAGCUAAACAUUUAUAUCCUUUGCAUGCAAAAGCUCUCAGUUUCAGUUUCCAGCACUUCCAGUAAGAGUUGGGAAAUUCUUUUAAUAAAAAAGCAAAAUAUGUGAAAGCAAAAAAGAACAGAAAAGAAAGAAAGAAAGAAAGAAAGAAAGAAAGAAAGAAAGAAAGAAAGAGGCAAGGGGGAAAGGCCAUGUAGCCAGCAAAGAAAGAAAUCAAACACUGUCUUCCCAGUCCCCCCUCUCUUUCUGACUGUUCUUUUGUUUCAUUGCAUAGUCGACUCUCUGCCAAUUCCUGUCUAAUUAUGUGACUGACUUAACGCUCUUAUUGACAUGCUGUGUCUAGCACAACACAAAUGUUGCCAUAUUUUUGAGCAUGAAAAUGAACCUAAAACUGUGAAACAUAAAGUGGCAGGUCACAGGAUACACUUUUUGGGCAUCGUUGAACAAUAGUUAAAAUAUGCUUGUGAAUGCAGUGCUUUCAUCGCCCAAGAAGCUAACAAGAUUCAUUUUGCCAGGAGAGUGGAAUAGCUUGUACAGCAAGCUAAAACGAACAAACAAAGCAAAGGAGGCCAAAAGGAAAAGCCUGUUAAAACACUUCACUUGUCAUAACACUGGAGAGCUGCUUAUUAAGGCAGAUAGAACAGAGGAGGACCUCUCAGUCCAAUUGGCUGUAAUGGUGACAAGAGGAAAUAAUACUUUGUGGUCAAAGAGGUAUAAAGGACCAGCAAUAUUGUUAAAUCUAAAAAUGUUGCACAACACUUUAUUGAAUGUAUAGUCUGCUGUUGGGGAUCCUGAGUUUGCUUGACAAGGCUACUGCCAUUUUAUAAAAGGCACAAUUGGCCAAUGCCUUUAUGAGGAGGACCAAUCAACAUUUUAUAAAAUCAUGGCAUGCUUGCAGGUUCUCCAGAAGUCUUCAUUGGGCAAGAUAUUACACAAAGUUGGGUGAAUGAGGAACACACACUUUCUCUUCCUCUGUUUCUUUCUUUACUGUAAAGGUAAAGGGACCCCUGACCAUUAGGUCCAGUCGUGGCGGACUCUGGGGUUGCAGCGCUCAUCUUGCUUUAUUUGCUGAGGGAGCCAGCGUACAGCUUCCAGGUCAUGUGGCCAGCAUGACUAAGCCGCUUCUGGUGAACCAGAGCAGUGCACGGAAACACCGUUUACCUUCCCGCUGGAGCAGCACCUAUUUAUCUACUUGCACUUUGACGUGCUUUCGAACUGCUAGGUUGGCAGGAGCAGGGACCAAGCAACUGUACAAAGUACAAAAGUAUAAAGCAUAAAACAAAGGACUGUAGAUGUCGUAACCAUAGGGUCAGCUUGUAGACUCUAUUCCCAGAUGGACUUUGCAGGUAGAAGCCUGUACUAGGUGUUAAAGGUUACAUACCUUGUGUUGUAAGCAAGACCUGUACCAUGUCUUAUAUAAAACUCACCCAUUCCAGUUUAGACAGAAAGUAAAAAAGAAACAUGGCAGGUCUGGGUUACAAACCAGGUUUAUGCCCCCAAAAUACGGCAGCUAUUGUUUCUUUACACCAGACAUCUGUAACACCUAAAAGACUAAAGACUUAUCCACACUUGCCUUUCCAGGUUCAGUCCACACUUUAAAGCUCCAGGUCUGAGUGCCCCCCCUUUUCUUGCUUUGGACCUUUCCCCACGAAAGCCAACUCUUUAAAACUUAAUCUGCAACAAACCUGAAUUGGCGUUUGCUCUGACAGAGAGCUAAAGAGUGUGGGUUUGUUUUUUUGCAGGGAUAAAGUUCUGAGGCCCCAAAAACACACACAAACACUUGGACAUGGAGCUUUUGAGAAUGGACCUGUGUCUAGAAAGAGCAGGGCAAAAGGUUUAUUUAGUCUGCACUCUCCAUUGCAAAACAUCCACAUUUCUGCUUGCCCUGUGCUUUCUAGGCCACAGGUCUGAGUUGCUUUUUGUUUGCCUCACUUUCCUGGGGAAAACCCACUGUUUACCACUGAAUCAAUGCUCAGAAAACCCAACUGACAUUUGUUCUGAUUCAGCAAUAAUCAUCAGGUUUCCCUGGAGGAAAGCUGUGGAAUAAGCAGAAGUGUGGAUGAGCCCCAAGUCUACAAGCUGACUUUCUGACUAAUUUCUCCUACUCGUCCACUUGCCUGAUGCCUGUUAUAGAGUUCUGCAGAACUCAAUCCAUUUGUGACAUUUUGGCCAGUCCUAAUAAACAUAUUGCCUGACUGUCUAUUGGAGGCCCCCCCCCCUUUAUGGACCAACAUUGCCUUUGCUUUCUAUGUGCCAUUUUGCAUGGUCCAGACUGCAUUCUGAAGGAGUGUACAGUGUUUGAAGCUUGUCUGUACACGUAUGACUGCACCCAAUAUCCUCAAAGCAGACCCACUGGGACCAAUGCACUUGUCAAACAAAUCCAUUGUUUCAGGGGUCUAUGCUGACAGAGCAGAACCCCACAGCCAGAGAACAGAGGAGGCCACCGUGGCUAGAGCCACACAUUAUUACUUCUUUUGCUGCUGUCAUCUUUUGUGUCAUUUUGUACUGCAGGCUUCAGUCUUCUGGGUUCCACAUGCCAGUAGUGGGCAGGGGCAGGGGCAAAAGUAGGUGGAGCAAUUGAUGUUAAUAUUAUCAUUGUACAGUUGGCUAGUUUCUACAAUGCAGGGCUGGUGAGGGUGCUCCACUGGGUUUUCCAUCAUCUGAACAUCUUGUGGCAAGCCAGGGGAAGAACCUUCGCUGCUGUGGCACCCAGCUUUUGGAACCAACGUCACCCUGAAGUACAACAGACACCAAUCUUAGUUGUGUUCUAGGUUGAAAGCCUAUUUAUUCUGCCAAGCACCUGCUGGUUUUUUAAUACAUAGCUUUAAGUGGUUUAUUUUAAUUGAUAUGUUUUCUGCUGUGGAUUGUUGUAUUUAUUAUUUUAGUUUAUUGUUGUGUUAAUGCCUCUUGUAGACUACCCUGGAAUUAUACAAUGAAGGGUGGUGUAUAAUUUUUAAAAAUAAAUGUAUGUUCCCUACACAGAUCUUGAUGUUUUGCAGCUGAGAUUCCUGCCGUACAUUGCAUUAACAGUGAAGAAGAUAGGGCAUUAAAUCUAGUGAGUGAAAAAGCUAACCUAAGUAAAGAUUAGGGCAUGUAUAGAGAGGAACUCAUGUGUGGUGUGUGUGUGUGUGUGUGUGUGUGUGUUGGCCAGUACCUUUGUCCUCAACCUUUUUUGCACGAACUAUUUCUUUUCCAAGGGUGAGCAAGAAAAAAGAUUACUUUCGACCUGCAGUCUAAACUAGUACUGCCCACUCUUAUCACCUCAUUCUGUUGCAUGUGUAGACAAGGCUUCAUGCACAGAUAAGGCAUUGAUGUCUACAAGUCAGCCCCACUGACUUCUGCAACAGACUUAAUUCCCAGAUCAUAUCCAUAGGAUCAGGUUGCAUGUGACGUGGAAACCAAUUCUGGGGAUUAAAUGGGAUUUACUUCUAGUAACUGUCCUUAGAACUGAGGUUCUAGCAGUUUAUCCAUCAUCUAAUUCCCACAUGACACUUCAUGUAAACAUUUCGCUUUAAAAAGCUCAUGCGUCUAUGUCCUGGAAUACAAAGGGGGUUAGCAGUGGGGUGGGGUGUGUUGAUUUGCUUUGUAAUAUAUGUGCCAGUUUCCUUCCUUUUUUUUUUUUUAAUGAUAUUUAUUAAGGUUUCCAAAAAAAAAGUUACAUAUAUAAGAAAAAGAAAAAUAGAAAAAAGAAAGAAUACAAAAUACAGAAAAAAUAAAAGAGACUUUAAAAACAAAUCAAUCUUUCCAUGCCUUACAUUUCAUUUACUUGUUUCCCUGACCUCCUCACGCCUCCCUUUUUUGUAUUCCAGUUCAGUUAAUUAAUUCAGCAAUUCCUUUCCCUCUUUGUUUUUAUCUUAAUCCUUUAACUUAAUAUAUUAUAGCUUUAGGUUCUCACCUGUUAACAAUCCAUUUUUACAUACACCUUUAUAACAUUGCUGCUAAAACCACUUAACUUCAUUCUGACAUCAUUCUAACAUUCAUUAAUUUUACAGUAUUUCUGUAAAUAGUCUUUAAAUUUCUUCCAAUCUUCUUCCACCGACUCUUCUCCCUGGUCUCGGAUUCUGCCAGUCAUUUCCGCCAAUUCCAUGUAGUCCAUCACCUUCAUCUGCCAUUCUUCCAGAGUGGGUAGAUCUUGUGUCUUCCAAUACUUUGCAAUAAGUAUUCUUGCUGCUGUUGUGGCAUACAUAAAGAAAGUUCUGUCCUUCUUUGGCACCAUUUGGCCGACCAUGCCCAGGAGAAAGGCCUCUGGUUUCUUCAGAAAUGUAUAUUUAAAUACCCUUUUCAUUUCAUUAUAAAUCAUCUCCCAGAAAGCCUUAAUCCUUGGGCACGUCCACCAAAGGUGAAAGAAUGUACCUUCAGUUUCUUUACAUUUCCAACAUUUAUUAUCGGGCAAAUGAUAGAUUUUUGCAAGCUUGACUGGUGUCAUGUACCACCUGUAUAUCAUUUUCAUAAUAUUCUCUCUUAAGGCAUUACAUGCCGUAAACUUCAUACCUGUGGUCCAUAACUGUUCCCAGUCAGCCAUCAUUAUGUUAUGUCCAACAUCUUGUGCCCAUUUAAUCAUAGCAGAUUUCAGCGUUUCAUCCUGAGUAUUCCAUUUCAACAGCAAGUUAUACAUCUUUGACAAAAUCUUGGUUUUGGGUUCUAACAGUUCUGUUUCCAAUUUUGAUUUUUCCACCUGGAAGCCAAUUUUCUUGUCCAAAUUAUAUGCCUCCAUUAUCUGAUAAUAAUGAAGCCAAUCUCGCACUUUAUUUUUUAGUUUUUCAAAACUCUGCAAUUUCAAUCUGUCUCCCUCUUGUUCCAAAAUUUCCCAAUAUUUCGGCCAUUUGGCCUCCAUAUUGAGCUUUUUCUGAGCCUUCGCUUCCAUCGGUGACAACCACCUUGGGGUUUUAUUUUCAAGUAGGUCCUUGUAUCUUAUCCAGACAUUAAACAAUGCUUUCCUGACAAUAUGAUUUUUAAAUGCUUUAUGUGCUUUGACCUUAUCAUACCACAAAUAUGCAUGCCAUCCAAAUACAUUAUUAAAACCUUCUAAAUCCAAAAUGUCUGUGUUUUCAAGAAGUAGCCACUCUUUCAGCCAGCAAAAAGCUGCUGAUUCAUAAUAAAGUUUAAGGUCUGGCAGGGCAAAUCCACCUCUUUCCUUUGCAUCCGUUAGUAUUUUAAAUUUUAUUCUAGGCUUCUUGCCCUGCCAGACAAAUCUAGAAAUAUCUCUCUGCCACUUCUUGAAGCAAUCCAUUUUAUCCAAAAUUUGCAAUGUUUGAAACAGAAACAACAUUCUAGGCAAUACAUUCAUUUUUAUCGCAGCAAUACGGCCUAGCAAUGAAAGCUUCAAAUUUGACCAGAUUUCUAAAUCUUUUUUCACUUCAGUCCAGCAUUUUUCAUAAUUGUCUUUAAAUAGAUUCCCAUUUUUAGCUGUCAUGUUAAUCCCCAGGUAUUUCACUUUCUUAACCACUGUUAAACCUGUCUCAUUCUGAAACCUCUCUCUCUCAAUCGCUGUUAAAUUUUUCUCUAAGACCUUUGUUUUUGACUUAUUCAGUUUAAAUCCUGCAACCUGACCAAAUUCUUGAAUCAGUUCCAAAACUCUUUUGGUACUAGAUUCUGGCUCCUGUAAUGUCAGUACUAAGUCAUCUGCAAAUGCUCUCAAUUUGUACUGUUUAGCUCCGACUUGUAUACCUUUAACCAAUUGGUCCCUUCUAAUCAUGUUCAGCAGGACCUCCAGGACCGAUAUAAAAAGCAAUGGGGAGAUUGGGCAACCUUGUCGUGUCCCUUUUUCUAUCUUAAAUUCCUCCGUCACCACGUUAUUAACAAUUAAUUUAGCCUUUUGUUCUGAAUAAAUUGCACUUAUACCGUUUCCAAAGCCUUGGCCUACCCCCAUCCCCUGUAGAUUCUUCUUCAUGAAACUCUGUGCCAGUUUCCUUCCAUGCAGUGAUUUUUAUUUGUAUUUUAUUGUGCUAAUAAUAACUAAUAUACCCUUUUCACAUCUGUCUUGUUCUUUCCUGCAAUCAAAAUGACGUUUAGAUCUAAAAGUGGCAGGAGGCUCUUUCCUAUUAUGCUUACAGUGGUUUGUGAUACUAAAUUACCCAUAUAUAUGCAAAUAAAAGCAAAUUACCAUAUCGAAACAGAAAGAACCUCCUUUUCAAAAUGUGCAUGGCAAUAAUCAAAUUGCUGUAUGCCAUUACAAUAACUAAAUUUCAAUCUUGUAAGUUAAAUAAUGUGCUUUAUAUAUCUAGUUAUCUAACCACCUAUUUUGCCUGUAAGCUGCAAACAGUAAAAAUGUUCCCUUUCCCCAUUUCUCAUGUUGUUGUUUCAGAGAUUUUAUAUUCGGGCUUGGUGUUCUCUCACACAUGCACACAAAAACCACAUAAGUUGCAAUUUGAAACACUACUGUGAACAAGAGGCUAUUUGGAUUGAGGCAUUGAUGCAGGUUAUGACAGGGCAAGGUCAUUCAGUAUUGGGCAACGCUGUAAUUUGUAUCAUUACUUGCAGGGAAAUUGUUAGAGGAGUGGCUGACAAGAACCCAGCCUCUAAAGUCUGACCCAGAGGGAACUGCUAAGAGAAGCAGAUCAAUCGCUUGCAGCAGCAAUCUCAUGUCCAGAAGAGACCGGUAUGAUUAAUCCCCUCUUGGAGUCUGAUUCACCGACCUUGGCUGCAUACUAGACUUCUCUGCUCAUAACCAUCCUGUCAUGCUUCGAGUCAAAGUGGUGAAGCAGUAAUAAAAAGAAACAAAAAGCUGGACAUUUCCCAGUCACAUCACUGCAUGAUUAUGGGUUGACUAGAGUUUUUCUAACCCACAUUAGGGCCAGUUCUUAAGAUACAGGAGACUGCUGCUCCCAUAUGGAUACAUUCCAUGCUACUCCAAAACAUUAGAACUACAAAACAUCUGGGAGUAUUCAGCAAAGUAGUGUCCCCUCCCCACUCUGCAACAGAGAAGGACAACACUGGCUUAUAAAGCCAUCCUGGUCCUUGGCAUCUCCCAUGUGAUCUCACUAUUUAAAUAUUAUAGGAAUGAAUAUAGGAAAAUAGGAAGGACACUCCUUCUGGGUGGCAAAAAUUAAUGAUUCUGUGUACAGAACCAUGGAUUGUAAUUAUUCAAUAUGUACCUAAAUACUAACCUGAUCUCAAUAUAGAUAGUUAGGAUGAUGGCUCAUAGCCUUUUCUGAAAUAGUGGAAUUUGGCCCAACCACAGGUAUAAGUGUUAAACCAGCCAUCUGAGCAGUUUACUAUAAGUAAAGAUUGCAAUUCAGCUGAUAGUGAGGGAUGAAUGUGAAAAGAUUAUUACAGGCUGGAUGGCACUUGGGAAUAUAAUAAACCAUCCAGGCAAUUAUGAUCUCAAGUCUGCUCAAGCUGACAUGAAGAAAGAAAGAAAGAAAGAAAGAAAGAAAGAAAGGUAACCAAGUGAUAUUCUAGGCUUCCAUUUGAAUCAUCCCAACAAAUUUCUGUGCUUGUCUAUUGUUGUGUAUGGAAGCCACUCUGAAGACAGACUUAUAAAUCGAUGGUUGCAAUUGGUUUCAGGCAUGCCUGGUUUCUAGUGUAAUCCAAUGGGUAAAAGCUCACAGUCUUCCCUUUCUCUGUGUUGUAAAUGUCCCCAUUCCUGUCUGGUCCCCAAAAUUGCUUUGUGUUUACAUCACAAUAUUGGCCUCAGGGACUCCCAUGCAGAGUUGGCAACACUGGGUGCAUGCUGAGGCCCAUUUGCAAUCUGUGCAUCCAACUCCUGGCCCUGCUGCUCUUCCUUCUCAUUGAUGUUUGCUGUUCACUUGCCCUCUCCAAGCAAGCACUGAGAGAAGCGAGGAGAAGGCUCUGCACAGUAAUCUCAGCACACCUUGUCCCCUGUCUUGAAGGGUACUGUUAAAUGACACCGGAGGGAGAAGCAAAGGUAUGUGCAAAGCAGCAGCAGUAAGGAAGAAGAGAAUGUGUGCCCACUGAGGGAAGAGGCCCACUGGUAGCAUCUUGCUUACCUCCCCCCAAGUUUGAAUUGGCACUGUUCCCCUGCUGACAUGGGGAUUCUCCAUACAUAAAAAGGCUCUUAGUAGUGUAUGUACUUCUAUGCUACCAGUAUAUUGUACUUCCCAACCACUGGUAUCCAAAGAUUUGGGAGCAAAAGAACAACAUUAUGUGCAUUUUUUGUUGGUAGUAUUGUUUGAUGCAGUGUACAUAAUUCUGGCUAACAUAGGUUAGUUGGAGUGCCCACACUCCCCCCCCCAUAGACCACUUGAAAUUUGUUGAGGGUCUUGGUGGACCACAAUGCCUGAUGUAGCUAUUUUGAUGUGCUGUGCUACAUCCUAAUGAUUUUUUAAAUUAUAUUUUUAUGGACACACCUCGGACCACGUGAAUGAAGCUCACAGAUCUUUGGUGGUCCAUGGACCAGUUUGGGAACCCCUGCAUUGGAAGGAAGUCUGCAUUCUAAAAUAUACCAAAGAUGCUCCUCUCAAGUGGCUUCAGAUAAAUCAGAAAUCUCCAACUCUUGUUGACAAUUUGUGCCACAAAAAAUGUCCACCCUUCAGCUUGUACAUAGUUUUUAUUCAUAUGAAAACAAUGAUAGAUGAUGCUGUUUCUUUUUAUGCACUUAAGACAACUCAAAUUUAUUAUUCAGAUUUUACAUCUGCUUUUACAAAUGUAAUUAUUACUGUUGAAAAGCUUAAAUGGAAGUUUUGAAUUUACCUUAUACAAUGAUUAAUAUGUUUGCUUUGCUUUCAGAAUGCAGCUAAUCGAAUGCCUUCAUAACAUCUUUAUGCCAGCAUGCAGAAAUUCUUACAUCACUUCUCUGAGGAAAUGGCCACAAGGUAAAAGUCACACAAAUAAUGUAACUCAGCAGAUGACCUUUUCUUGUUGACAAAAUCUACAAUGUUUUGAGACUGCACAGCUAACCAGGUCUAUUUUUGUACAGCAGAGGAAUAAACGCAUAGACAUAAAGAGGAAACUAGACUAGUUUCUGUUAUAGCACACCCAUUAGUUGAUAGUUGGCUCAUCUGAAUAUAUGAUUCUGUACAUAGAGGAUAAUCUAUAUAAUGAUUAGGGGAAGGAUAUGUCAUGCACAUUAAUCUACUUUCACUGGCGUCAAUACAGGGACUAAAAACUUAACUUGUCCAAAAUAUAGUUCAAAACACUUUCUUGUAGAACCUGUAUUGAAGAACGCUUGGUUUCCUGACACCCCUGCAGAUUGAAUUUGGCUUUCUGUUCCAUGCAACUUCCAUUUAUCCAAAUACCCAGUGCUUUCUAUGAAUGAGAUUGUACUAAAAUGGUUUCAUGUAAAUGAGCAUUGUGUCAGCAAAAUUACAAAACAGCGCUUCUGUGUACUAGAGAUGAGCACAUUCAGAUUAUUAAAUUGGUUUCUUCACAACAGGUUCCAAAUGGUUAAUAACAAAACACAAGGCCCAUAUUUGUGUUAAGACAUCUGUUAACAGGUGGAAUGAAACCAAAAACACUUUUUAUAUCAACGCAAAAAUGUAUGCUGUUAUUUUUUUAAAGAAAUGCCUUUGAACAAUCACAUUUGCGUCACUUGGCUUGUACCAUUUCAAAUAAACAUCUGUUUACAUUAUGAACACGCUGAUACAUUUGUGUCUGUUGGCUCCAUUUCUCAUCUAAAAAUGCAGUACAAACAAUUUUAAAGCACAUUCAGUUUAACUUUAUACAUUCUGAUUUGUAGGUAUUUCCUCCAGCACUUGCUUAUGACUUGGCUCUUUGAUAGGAAUUUUUUUUAAUUCCUGAGCCAACCCCAUUCCGAAAGGACCUCUUAAUAUAAGACUUCUCCAGAAAAGGCUUUAACAAUGCUAGUUCUUCGGACCCAUCCACCUUGGCUAGGCAUCUAUUGAGCAGGAGGAGACAGUAAUCAGAGUUCCCAGACAGCUGGCAAUUCAAAGAAAAAGGAUUAUUGCUCUGAAGAUUUUGGUUUGUUUGUCUGUUUUUUUUUAAAAAAAAUAACAGAUAAGGAAAAGCCAUGUUAUGGAUUUAUAUGCUUGUGACAGGGGCACAUACGUACGUAUACACACAAACUCAUUUAGGCUUAAAAAGACAUGGAUGAAUUUGUAUUAGCUGUAGAUUAAGGGUAUAGAAUGUCAGGUUUUCAUAAGGUCCAUGGAUAUGAAAGCACAGCUUACCUGGAAGAAUUGUUAGUAUUGUAGACUGUGCUCAGAAGCGAGCCAUUUUACUGUAUCAUUAAUGAUGUUCUAUUGUUCUGGCUUUCUUUUAAGAUAGGGCUACUUUUCCUGUUGCUGAUUUUUGUGUGCGUGACUAAUCAUCUAACCGUACAUGCUGACAGGAAAAAAAAUACCUUUAUAUAGUCAAACUUCAGAGUGCACGGCUGAUGCUUUUUAAUGAGGCUUUGAGGUAUUAUCUUUCCCCAACCUUGUCUUAAGGGCUCAGGGAGACACACAAUAACACCCUUUUGACAUGUAAUCCUUACUAGCACCCUUUGAACUCAGGUAGGCCGACAAAUUGCAACUUUUUGUGCCCUGUGAAAUUGCUGACCAGGGCUUGGAACCUGGGUCUUCUCCCUUUAAAGGCAGCCAUAUGCUUUGUCCACCACAGCUUUGAGGGUUAAGAUGCUAUACGCCUUAGCUGACCAGGCCCUCAGACAUGCUUCAGCAAUGAAUGCGUGGCAGCACUUGUGAAUGGCAGCUAAGCUUCCAUUCAAAAGUGGCACUGCUGUCCACUGCUGAACUCACCAUAGCCAGUGAAUGGUGUCAUGGUCAGGUGAGGCUGCUAAGUGGCCCUUCCAAGCCAUGGGACCAGUGGAUAGGGUCUGACCUGGUAGACUGCUGGCCCCAGGCCUGAGUCCUUGCCCUAUCACAUAGUUCAUGCAAUCUGGCCCCUCCUCAAAACCACCAUGUGGAAAACGAAAACAGUGGCUCUCAUGGCAAGGUAGGACAUGGGAGAUUUGUGGCAAUGCAGCUGCCAGUGACAGGUACUCAUGGGAGACUCAAUGAGCCCCAAAGCAGCACAAGCUGUUUGUGGGGAGGAAAUUUAAAUACUCUGACCAGCAGACCUUGCCAUUUUCUAUCCACUAUUUAAAUUUCCUACGAUGUCCCAGAGCAACACUGUGUUGCAGGCAAUGUUGGAAAUUUAAGUGGAUUCUAGGUUCAGUCACCCAGUGCUACCCAAAGGACAGGACUAGUAAAAUCAUCUAAAGGAGGUAGGCUGGCAUCAUUAGUGGGCCGAGGCAGUGAGGUCCUGCAGCUGGCCAAGGGUGCUGAGUGCCUAAGCCCGGCCUGAUGACUUCAUUUUAGCUGAGAAGCAUGAGCCGCCUGCACCUCCAGGCUCGGGCUGGACUAGGUAGAUCUAGUUUUGGACUCAUGGGUUAAAAAUUAAGUUGUACCCCCAGUGGGGUCCUGGGAUCCCCCAAAUCCUGGAGAUUUCUAAUCAUAGAGCUAAAAAUCUCAAGGGAGACUGGCCAAACCAUCUGUGGGCUUUCCUCGCUUUCCAGAAAUACCCAACACUUACAACAUGCUUAAUGCAAAAGCUCUUGAACUUCCAGAGGUGUAAUAAUAACCACACAGGGUUUGGAAUAUUUUAUAAUAUAUUUUAAAGGCAAAUAGACAAUGAAUAUGGUGUGUGCGUGUGCGUAAUGAAACAAUGAAUGCAUUUAAUGAUUCAUAUUCUUGCAAUGAGAUCCAUUAAGAAUGCUAUUAAAAAUGGAUGACCUCUAAUCAAUAUCCUGGCCAAAAAACAAACAAACCCCAACAACAAACCUCAUAAUUAUUGCACAGAAACAGAAGCUUAUUGAUAUUUAAUUGAAAUUCAAUACAAGGGGCAGACUAAUGGGUCCCACUUAUACAGGCAAUGCAUUUUAUUAAUUAAAAGGUGAUUGCAUAAUUGUAAUAUGAAACUACUUUUAGUUUACAGCUCUAUAAAUAUAAGCACAGAGCAAUCCUAACUCCCACCUUGUUGAAGGUGGAGGGUUAGGAUGUGCCAGAUGUUUUGCACAACCUUUUUUUUUUUUUUGCUAGGCUACAUGAUAGAGCCCCCCUGUUCUCCCUCCUGGCAGAAGUGGCUGUUAACAGACUACCUCUUGCUUCUGCUGUACUGACUAGAGUGGCACAGCAGAAAAAUGGGGGGGGGGGACUGUGUUCAUCAUCUGCCCUGGCCAGUUUGAGCAGAAGGACUUUGAAUGUAGCAGGGUUCCACCACUGACCACCCCAGUUGGGAGUUAAGUUUGGUAGCUAAGUCUCUUUGAAUUCAUUGAGUCUUAUUUUUGAAUGUAUAGGAUUGCACUGUUACAUCCAUUUUGAUUCUCAGGUUGUCUAUAAAUCCAGAAAUGGCCCUGGUCAUUCCAUAUAAGGUGUGUGUGUGAUGGAGAACACCCAUAUUGAAAGAUGCUAUCUGUCCCAAGUUGGAUCCAAUUUAUCCUUGCAAUUAAUGUUUUAGUGCUGGCUCUGUAAAAACCACCAUCGAUGCAGAGACGGAUUAUAUCAUUUAGAAGCAUUUUUGCUCAUUUCAUUUCCUCAAAAGCUUGUCUUCAUUUGCUUUAACGAUAAAGCUAAGUUUUCUAAUUACAUGCUCUAGACUCAAGCUCUGCGAUACCCACCUAUAUACAGUGUAUAUUACUUGUCUGAACAGGAAGAAGUUCACUGGGCACUGAAAUGAACACUCCCAAGUUAGGUGGAGUUACGAAUCUGGACCAUUUGUCCAUCCUGCCCAGUGUUUGCUGCUUUACUGACUGGCGAUGACACUGCACAGUUUCAAGGCCAAACUAGUUGCAAGAUUAAAUGUGUAUUUGCAUUGGUGGCAAUGGGGCAUUUCCUCCUUAUGCAAAUAGCAACUUCAGAGGAUGAAGUUUCCUCAGGAUUGGAGCUGGGGAGGAAAUGGUUACAUUCCUUCCCCAUACCUGCUGAGAUGCUGCUAAUGAUCAGAUCCCUGCUCCAUGGGUGCUAUUUGCAUAUAUAUAGCCAUUUUAAAUGCACAUUUAACAUCAUGUCUUCCUGGAGAUGCUAGGACUUGAACCUGGGAUCUUUUGCAAGCGAAGUGUGUGCUGGACCACUAAGGUAUGGUGGGUCUUCCUUCCUCCUAAGCCAUCUUUCAGAGGCAUGCCACAACUUGGGAGGAGAAGGUACUGGAAGCAGCACUGUAACACUAUGGUAAAGUCUAGUGGAGGAAGCUUCAGUCAGAUUACAUACGACCCAGUGUAAAAGGAGUGGCCAAAUUCCCGCAGGUGGUGGUUUCCUGACAAUAUUACACAUAGCUAGAACAAGAAAAGUGGAGAAUGAAGAAUUCUACAAGAUAUUUUUACAGCUGUGGGAUAUACAGAAACACGGGACUUAAUUACUGUAAUAAAACUACAGUCUAAUUGAGUAUUACAAAGCAUCAAUGAUCAUCCUGGACAAUAUAUCUGCUUUUUCAGUGGUAAUUUCUUUUGAUUCGCAGAAAAUUAAUUUAUCUCACUUGUCAUUUGGCUUUGGUCCAAAGAAACUUAGGAGCAGCAGGAUCUUUCAGCGCACGGUGUGUUUGGAGAUAAACCGCAUCUUGUAUGUGAGGAUUGGGCACAAGGGGACCCUCUGGUGCUAAUGAAUGCAGUUGCUCAUGGUCUUACUCUACAGCUGGCUGUGAUGCUGUUCCCUCCUGCCCGGUAGGUAUUGCAAAUCCACACAAUCUGUUUCAUUCCAUGUAUUCUUAUGGAUCUUGAGGAUGCUAGUGACUACAACAAAAGGAAGCCCUUUUGGUUGUGCCACAUGCUGCAGAUGUUCCUCAUGACUCCUGUGGUGAUGCCUACCUUGUGGGUCUCCUGGAAACCCUUUGGGGAAGAUAGCACUGUCAGAUUAUGGGAAGGGAAAUGAGUCGCUACCUGGGGUAGCCAAGCAUGAUUCAGAGGGGAAAGUGGGUCUGGUGCUCUCUCCCAGGACAAGGCAAUACCUCCUAGAAAGGAAGGAGUCCCAUCCACCUAGACGUAGUGCCCACUUGCAGGCUAGACAUUCCCACUGGAAUAGAGAUUCACACCCCACCUUGGCUUAAAAGUUUGUCACUGAUCCUGGACCCGUGAAUCAUAGCUCUUUCUUCUAGAUCAGGUUGUUCUGCCUUGUGGGCUGUAUUACUAUUUUCCUGUUGCCAAGUCUGUACCAUUCUCCUGCUUUAAUAAAAAUCUCCCCCUUACAUACAAGUCAGAGCAUCUGCUGUCAUGUUUUGGGAUGGGAGCAAGGACAGCAUAUCCCACCCCACCCCUAAAGGUAAAGGUAAAGGGACCCCUGACCAUUAGGUCCAGUUGUGGCCGACUCUGGGGUUGUGGCACUCAUCUCGCUUUAUUGGCCAAGGGAGCCGGCGUACAGCUUCCGGGUCAUGUGGCCAGCAUGACUAAGCCGCUUCUGGUGAACCAGAGCAGCACACGGAAACGCCGUUUACUUUCCUGCUGGAGCGGUACCUAUUUAUCUACUUGAACUUUGACAUGUUUUCUGCUAGGUUGCUAGGUUGGCAGGAGCAGGGACCGAGCAACAGGAGCUCACCCCGUCACGGGGAUUCGAACCGCCAACCUUCUGAUCGGCAAGUCCUGGGCUCUGUGGUUUAACCCACAGCGCCACCCGCGUCCCCCACCCCACCCCUAGUCAUGCUUUAAAAAAUAUAUGGCAAGUUGCAGUUAUGUUGAAAUCACUUUUGUACCACUUUAACAGCCAUGACUUUCCCCAAAGAAUCCUGGAAACUGUAGUUUGUUAAGGAUGCUGAGAGCUGAUAGGAAAGCCCUCACAGAGCUACAAUUGCCAGCUCUAUUAACAAACUACAGUUCCCAGGACUCUUUGCUGGAAGUUGUCAUAAGUGUUAAAUUAGUGUAGGAAAGGCUUUAGCAGUAUGGUGUGGAUGUGACCAUAGUAUGGAAGGAGAUGCUCACACGCAUCCCCUUCAAAAGCAAUGUGACUAGAAGGUAUCAACACCUUUACUUGAAAUUGGAGCCCUGGCAAAACUACACAUGGUGUGGUGCAAUGUGUGUGCCUGGCUCUACUAAUGUCUUCGUCCUUUUCCAAAAGCAGAUGCUGAUGGGGCAGUUUUGAUUGGAGUAAAGACCCAAAUUGCUUUGCCAGCCUAAUUCCCCAAUACAACUCAUUUCCCAGAAGCUGCUCUUCACCAUAGGUCCAAUCCAACUGCAUUUAUGUUUUCUUCUGUUCAGCUAAUAGCAGCUGAGUGGUGAUGAUUUAUACUAGAAAAUCAGCACCAGCAAAAAGUCUCUCAGUUGUAGGGAGAUGGAUACAAUGGCUUGUAUCCAACCAUUCCCUUCAUCUGACAGAGCCUUUUGUGAAGGAGUUCUUCUGUCAGUCUAAGACUUUCCUUCCAGGGCAGGGAACCUUUUAAUGCAGUCCAUUUAGUAUGUAUGGGAACCCCCAUUCAGAUCCCUUCACAACCCCAGGAAAGUCUCUGGCUGUUCCUUCAGAGAGUUGUGGAGAAUAUAAAAUAUAAAUUGCACGACACAGCGUGCAAUAUUAAAUACACCGUUUCCCCAAAGUCAUAAAUAAUCCCAGUGAAGCUUUUGAGAAUGAAUUCCCAGAAUUAAGCAAGUGCUGAAAUAUCAUCUUUAGUUUCCUAUAGGAAUGUUGUGGUGUUUUAAUGAGAUAUUUUUUUAAAGGCUCAGGUGUGGAGUAACAAAAAAUAAUAAUAAAUGUUUUUAUUAUUACAAAUAAUGGAGCAGCUGCCCACGUGUAUGGAAGUGAUUUCCCCACCCUCCAACAAUAUUUUGUCUAACACUGAGAUUGUACUGUUAGUUUUGAAUGUACAAACAACACAUUUAAAACAUAUUCAAAGCACACACAUCCCCGCCAAGAAUCCUUAGAUGCUGGGGGGGGGGAGUAUGUUAAAGGUGCUGCGCAUUGUAGUUCUGUGUGAGGUAAACUACUUCCCAGGAAUCAUGAGUGGGAUGCUUUGCAUUAUUAUUCAAAUAUCUGCUAAAUGAGUUUUGCACCUGUGCAUCUUAAGCUUUGAGAAAUAAUUGGUUUAGCACUCUCUCUUCUUAACCAAGUAGAGUCUUUCCGCUGUUAGAUACAGCUUUAACUUUCAGAAAAUAUUAGUACUGUGCUCAUUUGUUAAAAUGUGAUCCCCCACCCGCACCUUCACCCCACCUAAACAUUAAAACCAUUCUGUUCUCUUCAAAUCUAUAACUGGUCUCCAUCAUAGAAUCACUGUUUUAAGUUAAUAAAGAUAUAAGUAGUGCAAUCCUAUACAGGUCCUACACACACUGAUCUGGGGGAAACUCCCAUGGAAUCCAAGGAGACUUACUACUUAAUAAAUAAAUAUAAGUCAGAUUGCACUGCUAGAUAGAUAUAUUGGAGAAAAGUGAUUGGGCAGGGGGGGGGAGAAGAAGCCAUACUAAAUCAAGUUUAUAGCAUCGAACACAUUAAUUCUCAGUUUCACGCUUCAAUCACUGGAACAGCAUCCCUCACAUAAAGUGACUAAAGUCUGGAUUCAUGGAAAUCAAUAAGUGGAAAGUUGUUACAGCUUUUGUAGAUGCACAAAAAUGCUUAACAGAACAAGUCCUAUGUAAUGCCAUAGCUAGACUUCCAUAAAGGGCAUUUGACAGAAUUAAGUUGAGUAUGUUUAAUAAUGUUGGUGCUUAAAGGAGUUUUAUAUGAUAUUUUAAAAAUUAAUUACAUAGUAUAUCUCUAGCUAAGUAAGGUUUAUUGCUUACCGUAGAAGGGACAAGAGGGUAACAUCUCCAUAUCUGCAUUGCCGAGAUCCAGAGAAUUAAUAGAACAUUUAGCCUGAGGAGACUGGAUAAAAAACACCCAAAACGGAAAAAACCCCAUGUAUUAGUUUAACACCCAUUCAGAAGACAAAUGGCAUUUUAUUUAUUUUAUUUUUUUUAAAAAAUAAUAAUUAUUUUUUAAAUAAUGUUUAUUAAAAUUUCACAAGAGAAAAAAAAUGGCAUUUUAUACACGAUGCUAUAAUUUCCCCCAAACAUAUAUCUGAUAUAUUUACCUGAUCAUUUCUUCUAUUCUAUUUUAUGAAACUUUCAGCUGCAAGUAGAAAUCCACAGCUGUAUAAGCACUCCCCUUAUCUUACUCCUAAACAACCAUUUUAUACCAAAGGUUCAGGAGCAAAAAUGUCACCAAAUCACAUUUAUGUCUGACUAAUUGGUCACCGGUUGGCCUUUAUUCUUGUUAAAUGGGAGUGGGGAGAUGCAAGGAGGCAGCUUCGUUCCCAGCAUGGAGAUACCAAGUGACUAAACUGACAACAUUGCCAUUAAAAGCAUGGCAUUUUAACGAGGCAUUUAAAAUCAUUCACACCUGGCCUUUGUCUCUGUGGGACAAAUUGUCCAAUGUCUACACUGUUUUAUAAAGGUGUACACUGUAUGCUAAAUUAGCUCUACCUGUUGUAUAUAAGGCUUGGGAGGGGGAAAAGGGGGGGAGAGAAUCCCCACACCAAUUUAUUAAGCAAGAAUAUUUUAAAUAAUUUUUAUUCCAGGUUGUAUUUUUAAAAUUUGUACAUUAUAUUUGCACAGCACUUUGCCUACUUCCCUAGUGCACAAUUUUUAAUAGGAAUGGGACUAAAUCUGGUCAGAUCUUAGAUGGUCAGCUUAGCAGGUGUGUCAUGGACCAAUCUGAGGUAAUCCUACAGUAAUGGCACUCUCACAGAUGUGGAUGGAAGCAUGUAGCUCAAGUGACAGAGCACCCACCUUACAUGCAAAAGAUUCCAGGUUCAUCCCAGGGGCCUCUCCCAGCCUUGCCAUGUGUGCGCACACACACACACACCAACCCUAUUUCUUUCUUCACCCUGGCCUGGCCACAGAAGAUGCUCACAGGUUGCAGUGUCAAACGAGUCAAGGGAGGGAGAGGAAUUUUGCUGCUUGGCUUCAUUGGCACAGAAUUUGCUGUUACACACAUAGUCACCUAGACAGCAUUUUAAAAAGUAGAGACAUCACCUUGCCAACAAAGGUCCGUAUAGUAAAAGCUAUGGUUUUCCCAGUAGUGAUGUAUGGAAGUGAAAGCUGGACCAUAAAGAAGGCUGAUCGCCAAAGAAUUGAUGCUUUUGAAUUAUGGUGCUGGAGGAGACUCUUGAGAGUCCCAUGGAUUGCAAGAAGAUCAAACCUAUUCAUUCUUAAGGAAAUCAGCCCUGAGUGCUCACUGGAAGGACAGAUCAUGAAGCUGAGGCUCCAAUACUUUGGCCACCUCAUGAGAAGAGAAGACUCCCUGGAAAAGACCCUGAUGUUGGGAAAGAUGGAGGGCACAAGGAGAAGGGGACGACAGAGGACCAGAUGGUUGGAUAGUGUUCUCGAAGCUACCAGCAUGAGUUUGACCAAACUGCGGGAGGCAGUGGAAGACAGAAGUGCCUGGCGUGCUCUGGUCCAUGGGGUCAGGAAGAGUCGGACACGACUAAACAACUAAACAACAGCAACACAUAGUCACAUAAAGGACACAGAGCCCUUGGAAAGAAGGGAUUGGUUCACCAAAGGUUAAACAAUCUGCCAUGUUCCUACUAUAAAGGUCUGCACUCGCUUCUGCUAAUCACGAGCAUUCGGCCAGCUCUUGGUUAGAACGAAGCUUCUCCUUCUGUUUCUCAAAUUGUCUUUCUCUGUUGUUUCUGUAUCUUGCUGGGAUUUCCAUUAUCACAGAGUGAGAAUCAGAACUGCAACUUGCCAGUGGUGGCUCAUUUUCUAGUUUGCACCUUGUGAUGGCCUGAAGCCAAACAAAUCGAUCGACAAAUUCCAGAAAACUAGUAAGCAAGCUUGUCUUUAUGCCAACUUGGCACAGUGAAAGCCAAUGCAAUAUUUAUACAGAGAUACUCAGCAAUUCCAACCAAAUGUUGGAAGACAAAUGUCGCUGUGUGGUGAGAUGACCCACAUCAGUUUGUUUGUUUUUUAGUAGAGCAAAGGUUAUAUGUGCUCUGGCUGUGGACAAAUUCAGAAGAAAGCCAAACAGACAAGCUCUUGCUCAUGACUAGAAACUCUACAGACUUGGCAUAGCUUAUUAUGUGGGUGAGCCAAUUGCAGGGAACCCCUCCAUGCAAGCAGGAGCUCAUGGGGCUUCUUCUCACACAGCUGUAUCACUUCACUGAUAAAUAAAGAAACUUUGGGGGGUAGGACAAAAGUGCAGCCCACCUGUUCACUCUAUACUAGAAGUGGGUAACCUCCAGCCUAUGGUACCCAGCAGGGAUUCUCAGUUGACCAUGGGGCCAUUUCCCCCAAAUUAUGCCCACCUGCACCACUCCGACAUCACAGGUGUUGCGAGGUCUGGGGCACAUGACUAGAAAGGAAAAAUCAGGAUUGUCCUGGUUAUUCCUUAGCAAGUGAGCCUUGCAUUUGGUGCCAAAUUCAACCCCUGCACGAAUCAGCGGCAUUGUGGUGUUCCUAGUAAGCAACCCCAAGUGCAGCCAAUCUCUGUUGCAAGCAAUGGUUGUACUCAGCACUAAUCAGCAGAUUGGGACUGAUCGUUGUGCCCACACCUGCCCUACUCACUCCUGCCCUGCAUAUGCCAUAUUUAAAGGGCUAUUUACAAACCAGACUCCAGGUGAUCCUUCAAUGACUAAGUUGCAGAUAGACAUUUCAAUAAAUACUGAAGUUGUUGGAAAGCAAAUGUCAAGAACACCAUUCUUUAAUAUCAAAAUAAACCUAGUGGGGUUUUUUCCUGUUAUGCACUUUGAUGUGCUCCUAUUUUGGUUUCCUGCCAGCCAUGCAUUCCUGAAGGAGUACAGCAUUCCUUUAGUUUUCUUCCUUUGCAAUAUUUUGGAAUCUGAGCUCACUGGGCAUGCUCAGUCCUCAUCAUGUCUCCUCCCCACCUACAUGACUGUGUUUUCCACCAGCAAAUAUAUUUUGUACCUUUGAAAAAGUUAACCCAGUCCUGCUGAUAAAGAUAGGUAAUUGGGGAGUGAUUUUGCUAUUAUUAGUAUAUAUCAGGAGUGGGGAACUUGCGACCAAUCAGAUGUUGCUGUAUUCCAACUCACCUCACCCCUCACCAUUAGCCAUGUUGAGUGCAGCUGAUGGGACUCAGAGUUUCAGAACUUCUGGACUCUUCACCCCCUAGAGAGCCAGUGCGGUAUAGUGGUUAAGAGUGGUAGACUCGUAAUCUGGUGAACCAGGUUCGCGUCUCCGCUCCUCCACAUGCAGCUGCUGGGUGACCUUGGGCUAGUCACACUUCUUUAAAGUCUCUCAGCCCCACACCUCACAGAGAGUUUGUUGAGGGGGAGGAAGGGAAAGGAGAAUGUUAGCCACUUUGAGACUUCUUUUGGUAGUGAUAAAGCAGGAUAUCAAAUCCAAACUCUUCUUCUUCUUCUAGAAUACUGAGCAGCCUUUCUCCCAAACAGGUGCCUUCCAGCCAGCUUGGACUACAACUCCCAUCAGCUGCAACUGGAUGCUGAUACAGAAUACAGUGCUGGAGCAAUGGAGGAUUUCGCAACAUGUAGCUAAGGUCACUUUCUAUUACCUCUUUCCUUUGCUUUUAAACUGGCUGUUAGAUUCAGAGUGCUAGCUAGGUGUUAAUUUUGUGACCAGCAAUUAAAAACAGAUAUCUUUAGGAGACAAUUAGCUUAAACCACUUCAGUGGAACGUCUUCUAGCUUUUACUAGCUGAUGGGUUAAGAAUGUCUCCUUGAUAAUGUUUCAAGCACCAUCUGUUUAUUUGUCCAUGAAUAAGGUCUAAUAACACAAGUAAAGCUUAAAUGGAUGCACAGAAUGGGUAGGGGG
Messenger RNA from Podarcis lilfordi (Lilford's wall lizard), 62400 nucleotides. The record is from the annotation of a GenBank genome assembly. NCBI's taxonomy places the organism in Eukaryota, Metazoa, Chordata, Lepidosauria, Squamata, Lacertidae.